GCUUUCUGGGAGGAGGAGAGGGAGACUGCAGUGUUGUUAGUUUGAACAAAAUGGCUGCGAGACCACUGUCAACGAGAGCUCACUGAACGCCUACCAUGACUGUCUGGAUCCUCUCAGAAUGUAUUUCCCCGGAGUUGUUUCUCACUCUGCAUUUGCGGUAGCCAGCCCGUCGCUAGUCGUCCAGCUGGCGACCUAAACAAAAACAUUUCUUUUUUGCACUUUAAAACAAGUUGGCUGGCUGGUUGGUUGACGGCCGUCGGCUUGCUCCUUGUACGCGAGAAGUCAUCGGCGUUUUUUUUCUUCUUUUAACGAAAACUGCCUGAUUUCUCCGGUUUGCAAAACCUCCCAACGGUCGACGACGUACAACGCCAACCCGCGUGAACUCCACCUUACGUAUUUUUGCUGCUUUUUAAAGUCGUUUUAAUCGUUUUUGUUUUUGUUGUUUCCCCCUCUCUCUCUCUCCGCCCCCCGGUAUAUCGUGUCGUUUUAACAAACUGUUUUUUGGCUUGUGUAUUUCACGGCAUAUUUUUCUAUUUUAUUUUGUUUUUUGCUCAAAGCAUCAAUAACCGUACUUGCUGUGUGUAUAUAUCUGGCUGAGAAGCCGUUGUUUACCUCGGUAUCUUGUCCCCCCCAAGUCGGCUUAUCUGCCAAGUCUGACUUUAACUACGACUGAAUCUUUGCUCUCCAUCUCUUUACGGGUAACUUUAGAAAAGACAUUGGAGAAGAAGCUUUUUUCCUGCGUAUGUUUUUUCUGCCAUGCACCGACUCUUCACUGAAAGCUGCCAAAGCUCUGGUUGACGCAAGGUGAGUUUCAAAGGAGCAAUGUUUUUUUCUGUCAUGUGAGAAAAUAAGAAAUGCCAUUGCUGAUUCGUGUUGUUGAAAGUGGACGGAAGCUUGUAGUAAUGCUUAAUAAUAAAUAGAGGAAACAACUACUCGGGUAGUAGGAUUAUAAUUUAGAAGAUUUUCUCCAUAUUUUGCAUACAGUGUUAAAUCUGUGGUGAGAAUGUCAGAUGAUUAGAACCUCCAUUAAAAUUAUUGGGGGGCAUAUGUUGUUUCCACACAUCAUCCUUCCUGUGUUUAUGCAGAUUUAAGAAUUCACAGUCAAGUAAAAUAUAUGAAUUUGUUUAGUGAGAAAUCACACACCCACCCUGGGUCUUCUGAGGGGGUUCCCCUGCAGAUUUAGAAAUACUGUUUUUUGAGACGUGGCUGACUUAUCAGAGGUAUCCAUCCUUUUUGUAGUUGUCGUACAUUCAUUGAGAGGUUACUAGAUUUGUAAGUGAGUGGGCUUGACGCGAAAAUGUUGGGAACUUUUGUGUUAUAUCAUCGCUCUUUCAUGAUUGGCUGAGUGGACUGGAACACACUCUGUACAUGUGAGCAUGUAAUGUGAUGGUUUCUCUUGCUGACUGACUGCGAGGACUCGGCGUUUUAAUGAUUCUGUGGUUAUUUUAAGGCAAUGUGCAGACAGAAUUUUGUUUGUCAUAUAGGACUAUAGGUUGAUUAUUGUAGAGAGCAAAUUUUGGAGUGCUUGAAGACAUAUUUUAGUAUUCAUUAAAGCUGUAUCCAGCUUUUACGCAGAUUUUGGCCGUUGUUGCCCCUUUUUACGAUCUAGCUUUCUCUGUAGUGAUAUCACAUGAUGUAUCUUGCAUACUUAGGUUUAUUCCACUACACUAAUUCGACGUACAUUAUUAAACAUAGCCGUCCUGUCUCUCUUCCCUCUUUUUCCUCCACCCUCGGUGAAAGAAAUCCAGGGAUUCUGAUUGAACUGUCGCCUUCCAUUGCUUCCCCCCUUCCUGCAUCCUGUCCCCAGGCACUGGAGUAUAGCUUUUAAUAUCUCCUCGGCGUGUCUUAAUUGAAGUACAUAAUUUCCCGUUCAAUUUCAAACCCCCUUUUUCCUUCCCCCCUCUGACAUCUCUGUCACCACUGUCUUAUCUCUAUCGUCACACACCAGUGAGGUGAUGAAAUGAAAAAUGUGCGUGUGCAGCAGUGGCACACGUACAUGUGUACAUUCGCAGUCAGAUGGGGGAACCGUUUGUGUGUGCUGUAUUUUUAAAAACAGGUGCAUGUCUCAGCCAUCCUCUGGGACUUGAGCGUGUUGUUUUUGCAGAUGCCGUGUGUUUGGCUCCGAAUCAGCCGAUACAUGCACACGUGUAAUUCCUGUCGUUUCUGCCAUGGGAGUGUGUGAAGCUCAAAGCCCUGGCAGUUGGUUAAUGCCCUGCAGUUGUUAAUCAGGUCUUGAGCUGCCUCCUGCAUGCAGAAGACACCCAGCUGACUCACAGACACACAGAGAGCCCUGUUCUCACCCAGGGUCAAGGGUCUUCCCUUAUGCACGCCCAUCUUUCCAAAAGGCUGAAGAGCAUGCGGUGUGGGGGUGGCUGUGAAAAGAUGUCGCAGGGGCCCUCUGGUGCAUAAGUUAAACCAGUGAUUAGGGGGGGAAAGACUUAAAAUAGGCCUGGACUGGUAAAGGGUAUGAUGACUUUGAGUAAAAUAAAAACGACUGUUUCAGUGUAUCAUGGUGUUGGUAUCACAGCUCUAAAAUAUGCUAUUUUAACAUGUCGAGGACACAAAAAAUGGAUGACAAACAUAAAAAAUAUAUGAAACAUUUGUCAUUGACAAAUUAUGAAAUUAUGUAUCGAUGGAUCUCAUUUGGAACAUAAACACUACUACUCUCACUAAGAAUAAUCUCAAAUAAUACUUUAUUAAGCUGUUAUAAUAUUACACUGUAAUUCCAGUGUUGAUACAGAGGGAAGUGUCCCAAAAUAGGCUCCUCUGUCUGUGAUAGUCAUCACACAAACAUCUAUUUUCCUGGUUACCUUAGUGACCAUUUCCUCCCCACCUCAUUUAUAAUUGGUUGGCUGGAGUAGCAAUACAAGCAUCUAGCUAAACAGUAGAGGCUAACAGCUGAUACAUUAAAUAAACCGCCUGAGUGCUCUCAAUGAGACGAGGACAGUGGUUUUCUGUCUGUUUACUCACAUGCUGCUCUUUACCUUCUCACCUCUUUGGGACUGGCUUUACAAGGAGCUGAACCGACUAAUGAAGCGUGCAAGCUCCCCAAAGCCAGCAGGCCUCGAGGUUUCUCUACAACACAAACGACGGAUAUGGGCUGAUAUAGAGCUUCUCUGUCUACAGUACUUGAAGACAGCUCUUUCCACAAGGAUGGUAGAAUAUUAUGAGUGGUUUAGGUACUGUAACUUCAUCAAACUGUGGUACACCUUCAAACCACUAACCUGCCCAUGCCAAAGGAGGAUGGUCUGCUAAAUGAGAUGCUGUACAGUUGAGCUCGACCCUUCACAGACAACUACUUUUGCACAUUGGCCUCCACUACAGCCUGAGCAGGUGGCCCAUCUGUGGGGCACUAGGUCAAUUUGUGGUCAUGCAUGGGCAUUUAGUCACCAGCACUGAGGUCAACUUUCAAAUCAUUUUUCCUUAGCUUUGUUAUUUUGGGGCCUAAUGAAAUAAUAAUUUAGCUUUUGGAAAUAAGAAGUCCAUGGUCAACAAAUGAAUGUCAACAUCUACAAAUCUAGAAAAUUACAGACUUACCUAAAAUAUCUAAAUCUUGAACUCAGUCCAAACAAAACAACGACAUAAAAACAGUAUUUUAUCUCUCUCUGGGUUUCAGACUCAAUAAAUGAUAUUGCUCCAUUUUGCAUUUUGGCAGCCCUUUUGCAGGAAGCCCACAACUUAUUUUGGGUUCCGGAUCCUACCAGGCUGUAGGCUGCUGGCAUCUAGACAUUGUUUUGAUUAACCACAAAGACAAAACCCUGGCAGUUGGUCCAUUUUUCAGCCCUUUAUAUCGCUAAAGGGCCAGGCUAAUUUGUUUAGAAGUUAAGAGGGCAGUAUGAGUCUGGUUGGGCUGUUGUGUUUGGUUGUGGACACUGAAUGAACGAAGCCUGUUAGUGUGAAUGAGAGCCAGGUGUUUGGCUUCAGCUGUUGUGUUGUUUGCUGGAUGGACAUUUGCCUCCAAACAAAAUAAAAAUAAAAGCACUUUAUGACUUUAAACUUCAAGUUUUUCUCUGAGGAGUUCAUGCAAUCUGGAUCAAAAUGGUCUCAUUGAGGGUUCACCACAGGUCUGACACUGAUCUGCUUUGGUAAAUGUAUCCUGUGUUAUGAUUAGUCAUAACCCUUUCCAGGAGAAGGUGAAGUUUCAGUCUUGAUACGCAUACCCUGUUUGCUUGUGUCCAUCAGUCUUGCAUUCAGAGGUAAAAAUAGCUCAAAUAUCCUUCAUUUUAUCCUGCGUAGGUAUUUUUAGGAAAUGGGUAAAAAGUCUAAUGGGUGGUGGGAUGGUUGGGGUUUUGUGCAACCCCCCUUUUAUUGUUCAACUUAUGUGCCAGUGGAUGUGGCAGGAGCUUAAGGGGCCCACCAGGGGUAAGCCAGGCCGGAAUGGAAGCAGAGGGGAUAGGGGGAGGCGAAGCUGAAACCGGCGAGCUGCUGCCUGUGAGUCUUGGCAGGGGUCCAGGGGAAUGUUCAAUGUACCGAGGUUUGGUGGGGGCCUCCUUUCCUCCCCCCCUUCUGCUUUCAUGUCAGCUAAUUGGAGAGACGUGGAGAGAAGGAGAGAGGCAUCACAUGGUAGCUGACAGGGAAUAUGCAGGAACCUACAGUGUUCCUUUUCUUUCUCGCUCUGAGACAACAUUAGACAGCAUUACUCAUUAUGUAAAAGAACUAAGGUCCUGCAGCACUUCCAAAGCCCUCACUUCAAGCUAUGUAAACAGCACUAGCAUGUGCCGCCUGCCCUCUUACUGGGGCUAUGGCUUUGGUUAGUAAGCUCUGAUCACUUGGCGGUCUGUACAGUUUUACCUGUUCAGUUUUAACAUGGGUACAGUCAGGGGAGUUCAGGUGCAUGUUCUGUGUAAUUCAAAUUUUAAAAGCACACUUUUAAAAACUUAAUAUUAUUAAACAAAAGUUCUGAAUGUUAUCACCAAAACAUUUCUCUUGAUGCUUGAAUUGUGAAUCAGAAUUACAGAGAGCACUUUUAUGUGCACAGAUUAAGUUUCAUACCAAACGAGGCACGAUGGGUAUCUGAGGAUAGUGAAGAGUUGAUGAAAGAAAGCUGUUAGCUGAACAUGUCUUAUUGCAACUUCUGAUCUAACGGUGUUACACUUAAAGUCUGUAUUCAUCUGCAUUGUCUUCAGUGAUAAGCUGUAGAAGUGUUUUGAGCUAUAUGUGAAGAUCUAGAGUGUGCCGGUUCUCAGUAGUUAAAUGACACAAAGCCUGUUAAUUUCUAGAAAAGAAAGGCAUUUAUCCACGCAACCUUUAAGCCUUUGCCUCCCUGUGGUGGAUGUACACUUGGUAUUUCUUUAUCUCCACGUCUUUGCAGAUGGGCUGUCACUGAGAUAUCUUCGUCCCUCUCCUCCUCUCUCCCUCUCUCUCUCUGCCUGUCUGUCUUUCUGUCUCUCUCUUAUUACAUCCUUACAAAAUUUGGUCUCCUAACUGAGAACAGCAGCUAUUUGUCUAUUCUUCAGGGUCUGUUAUUGCUUGCAUAGAUGACAGAAAAAGGAGCAGUUGUCUGACAUCUUCAGCUUGCAUGUGUGUGAACACAUAUGUAUUGGGAGGACACUGUGUCAAAGUAACCUUGAGACUUGAGAUGAGUAUAGCCCAGCCGAUUAGCCAAUUUGUCCUAACAUGCAUCCAAGCAUGUGUGUAAGUGUGUCCUUGUAUUUAGUCUGGCUGCUCAGGUUUUGACAGUUUGAUGGUGGCAGUAAAGACACACUGUGUGCAGUAAUAAAAGUCAAUGAAACCAAAGCAUGCUGACUGGUAUUACACAGAGAAUUGCAUUGUAGUUUGUUGAAUGCUAUGGGUAACUUUCAACUUUAUUGAUUAUAAGUAAACCUAAACUAGGGCUGGGCGAUAAACCGAAAAUUUACCAAUAUUGAAAUUUAGGACAAUAACCAACUUCAUUUUGCCCAUAUUGGUAUAUUUGGUGUCAAAAUAAUAACUAAAUAACAGUUGGUUUUGGAUGUGUGUAGGUAGGCUAUAGUCUCAUGUCCCUUUUAAGACGCUGUCCUACAACACAGACGUGACUCCACCCCAUCCAGUCUGUAUCAAAGAGGGAAAGACAGGUGAGGAAAUGGAGGACUAUUCAAAAGUUGUAGCGGCUGGAGUGGCGGAUGAAGUAAACAAAGUUAAUUUUGGAGGGGUUGUGCAGCUUGUGGAGUAGUUGUCCAUUUAUCGUUAUUGAGGUAAACUGCUCCAUAUAUCGUGAUACUGAUUUGAGGCCAUAUCGCCCAGCCCUAACCUAUACAGUAACUUAGCUUUACACACAAGUGUAUACUGAUGCCCAUCUCUACUGGAGAUGCUCUGCUAGUAAAAAUUUCUGCUGCUCAAGUAUAAUCACGAGAGGUCAGCCAUUAUCAUAAUGAUAAUCUUGGUUUAAAACCAUCCAGACCUUUAGACAGAGGCUUCAUCUUCCAGCCUCUAAGCCACUAGCAAAGAAAGCAAAUGAAAACUAAUGUGCAAAAUAUGCAGGUAGUGCACAACCACAAAUUGCCGUUAAUACAAAGCAGUCCCAAGCAAAGAAUAGCACAUACACCAGCACACUCAGCUUGACAGCUUCUUCACGAAUUCAAUAAGCUUUAGCUGUGAGGCUGGCAGGGAGCAGGCCUACUUGGUCUUGUGCAUUGUGCUGUUUUCCUUUUUAAUGAGCUGCCAUCGUGUUAAAGUUUCAUAUCGACUUGGCAGAAGAAGCCGCCAAGACUCUGUGAGCUAAUUUUCUGGAGGUAAACCUCAAAGCUGUUAUUUAUAGCACAGGUUUGAGUCGCUCACCAUCUGAUUCGGCGAGUUUCUUCCUCCAGCUCACAUCCCCCUUCAAAGUCACUCUCCGCCCACCCAUUCACCCCCUCAGUCAGUCCCUCGUCUGCAAAUUCCAACAACCGAGACCACUCUACCCAGUUCAUUGAGCAAGUCUCGCCUAGUAGCAGUAAAUGUGUUUUUACAAGGUCCUCUCUCCACCUGCUGAAAGCAAAGCAGGUACACACAGACUGCUUACAAACACAGCAGCAGCAGCAGUGAGUCUGACUGAUGGGUGAAAACUCUAACCAACAGCAACAUUGUUAUUACUGCUUAUCAACUGUAGCAUUUACAGGCUUGUUUUCCCAGAGCCAUACUGGUCAAGUGAACACAAAUACACACCUACUCAGGUUUGUGGAGAGUGGUUGAGGGUCUGUGUUAGCAGCAGGUUUUGGAGGGACGACUGUUAUAAUUUUUCCAUGUAACAUGGCUCAGGAGAGCCCUGUGGCUUCUCUGCUGCCACAGGAAUGGAUGGUUGGCUGGAUGGUGAGGUUGGUGGAGAGCUGAUUUACCAUGUUCUGUUACCACAACAUGACCAUAUUACUUUUUUGUUUUAAUCCCAAAAAGGAAAGUUUUUUUCUCCCCUUUCCCUUUCUUCUCCCUCCCCUCUACCUCUUCUGUUUUUUUUCAGCUCUUUCUCUUUUCAUGUUUUCCUCAAGCUCCCCUCCUUUGUCUUUUUCAGUCCUCUCAUAAGCGCACCGUACUUAACUGCUCCUCUGCCAAGUCUUACUCUGUUUCACCUUUGCAUGUUUUCUCCUCACCCUUCCUUUUCCUCCCUCAAUCUCUUGAGCCUAUUGAUCAUGGAUGUUUUAGUUCCUCUCUCCUCCCCUUCUUGUCUCCCCGUCUUUUCUCGUCUGCCAGCCUUAAUAGAGCGCUGUUCCUUUUUUUUUUUCAACUCCUCUAUUUCUCUGGUGAGAAUUCUCUCUGUCUUUUCUCUCUUCCACUGUAGUCUCUCUCCUUUUAUUCUGUGCCCUUGUCUGCUUCUCCGGCGGCUGUCGUUCUUAAUUGGUGUUGCUCUGCGUCUUCUUUCAUCCUCCGCCUGUUUUUCCCUUCCUCUCAUCCCCCCUCCAAAACCUCCUCGCUUCAUCUCGUCCUCCCACCUCUUUCUCCUCUGCAUCCCUAGCAGAAAAAGACAGGCAUCAGACAGGCUGCCUCCUCCCUGUGUACAUCAAGCUUCCCCGUGUGUGUUUUGUGUACUAUGGUUUGUGUGUUGUGACUUUCUUCAGCUCCGUCAUUCCUGUACAGUGUGUUCCUGCCGCUGUGCUUCCCUCUCUGUAGCACCACAUUACAUGGAUGUAGCUCUGUUUAGUACAGCACCGGAAAAGACAAUACUCCCUCACUAUACGAUUCAUUUUCCCAGCUGCCCCAAUUUAUUGAGGUGCGGGAUUCAACUCCGUGUACUUCUGGAAAGCUACUGUAGUUCACGUCCCUGGAAAGGUGAGGGCUGGGGAACACAGUCAGCUUCUCUUAUGUUGUGUUGAUUAGAUAAAUGGUGGCCAGUUUUUUUAGCCAUUUGCAUUCAAAGAAUAGAAAUGUUAUUUUCUUCAUGUCAAUGAAGCCCACACAUAUAAAAUCCUUAAAUCUUUUUGUUGCAUGAAGCCAUGGAGGAAUUAUUACUAUAAGAAAUACUGUCAGCACAUUUAAGCCACUGUAGAACAGGAUGAAAACAUCUGGCAGGUCUGCACACAUUUGUAAUCUGGACAGUACACAGCUCACUCAGAAACAUAAUGAUAAACAGCUUGCAAAACAUUAUGCAUAUCAAUUAGUUUUGAAUUAGCUGAGAGCUAUUUAAUUUGGCUGGUUUGGAGAGCUCAUAUGAAUGACUAUUAAACUUGUGCACCUUACUAGGUAAUGAAGAAAAAGGGAAGUCAAUUACUGGUUCAGUCACUUCUAGGUAGGGCUGGGCGAUAAACCGGAAAUUUACAGAUACCAAAAUUUAAGACAAUAACAGACAUCAUUUUGCCCAUGUCAGUAUAUAUUCGGUGGGGUGAGCAGCUUGUGGAGUAGUUAUCAUCCAUUUAUCGUUAUCAAGGUGAACUGCUCAAUAUAUUGUGAUAUUGACUAGAGGCAAUAUCUCCCAGCCCUAUUUUCAGAUUAGAAAAUCUAACCCCCUCCAAUGUAAGAGAAGCCUGAAUAUGUCAGUUUACUGUCAUACUGCAGAAAAGGGUGAACUCAAAAGGUGAAAGUCAGCACCGUGACAUCCCAGGGUUAUUUUUGAGGAUGUGCAGGACGGUGUCAGCAGUGUUGAGUGCAUGGGAAAAAGAUGGAGGGAGGCAGGUAAAGAUGCAUGUCAGGGCAGUGGAGGUCAGGAGGGAAGCUACUGUCAACUGCAAACACAACUGUGUCUGCUCUGAAAAAUUGCUCCUCCACCAGGUUUCAUCCAACUUCAGAGUAAAUAAAAAAUUGACCAUAUCACUGAAGGGUUUCAUACUAACAAAUAUUCACAAAGAUGCACUUCAGGACAAAUAGAUCAAUAUGCAGGUUUGGUGUUGUGUACAGUAUUUGAAUCAUUAGUGUUUUACUUGCCACUGUCAUCAGAGAAGAAUCUUGUCAGAGUACAUCUACUACCAACUGAGUGCAGUGGAUCUGACUGCCAGGGUGGCACAAUCAGCUGUUCUAGAGAGGCUGUCAGUGACAACUCUUUGAAAGAGAGGUACUCUUUGAAAGAAAAAAAACAGUCAUUCUGUCAGAUUUUGGGAUAUGACAAACCCAAAAGUAAAACUCUAAUUGUCUUUAACCAAACUAAAACUUUCACCUACUGUGCAUUUACGGCACAGUCAUACUGUGGGAUGUCAGGCCAAUCAGAUAGUAUUGUUGGUUGGAUAUGGUGAGUGAAAACAAACCCAGAGGAGAGGGCACACCAACAGUGGAGUUAAAAUACACUGAUAAUCACCGGAUGCCAAUUAUUGACUUAUUGGUCUCGGCUGAUAGCUGAUCUAUCCCUGAAAUUGUAGCUUUCAGGUCUGGUUGCAAAAGCCAUUUUUCCUUCAUAAGGACUUAUUGUGGUGAGUAGAUCAGUGCAGGGGAUUGUUGUGGUUAGUAGCCUUGUGAUACUAUCAUGCUUGAUGGCUUAGCAGAGCUCAAAUACUACACGAGAUUGACCCAAAUAAACUAUUGCAUGUAAUUCACAUACUGAUUGUGGUAUCUGUGUACACACUCCAUUUCCUAAUAUCAGCACCUGUUUAUUAUCCUAGAGCUACCUUCUCCAAGCUGCAGGGACUCUACAGUGACACAUGCACACUCCUCUGCGUUAAUAAUAGAAUUGUUUGAGUAAAUGUAUGUGUGAAUUUAGAGGUGAAAGAGUAUGUCAGCUGAACCUUUGUCUACUUCCUUCCUUGCUGCCAAAGAGAUCUUAACAAACCAUCAGGCAUUUCCCUGUGAGGCCUCUCCUGUCUUGGUGAUUGACAGCUCCCUCCCCCUGCCAGUGGGAAGCUUAGUGGGAGGCAGUUCCUUCAUUAAUCUUCAGUUAUGAGCGUUAUGAUUCAUUCAUACAUUCAGAUUUUGAUUCAUAUCAGCCUCUGUGUAGGCACAUUUUGUGUUUUAUCGUCAGUGUUCUUGUCAGGGACAGUACACAUCAAUCUACAUUAGCGCCUCAAUUGGUGAUCUUUAUUGUACAGUUAUCUGUCAAUAAAUCGCAUAAAAAAAAGGUUCGCAUAGGAUGUCAGAAAAAAAAGAAAAAUGUCUAUUCAUUCUCUUAGAGCCCAAAGUAUAGCAUUACAGUAGCUUGUAUCACCUGAUGGAUAAUGUAAUGUUGCUCAAUACAGAAUGGCAGUAAUAAAUUAAACACUAGGCAGUUACCGUGAGAACAUUUUUUUGCCAAUUUAGCUAGGGGUAUCCCAAUAUGAUAUUGAUAUUGUAUAUUGGUCCGAUAUCAGCAAAAAAUCGAAUAUCAGAUUAUAUCGGCCUCCAUCAAAAAUCUCCGAUAUCAGCACUCCGAUACAGGCAGUCCAUUCCAGACUCUGCUCCAGCACUUCUAUCUAGCAGCACCUGGAUCCAGCAUGUAGAGCCCAUGUAAUCACAGCAGUGUGUACUUAAGUACUAACAAAGCAGCAAGGAGUAAGAGUGAUGUCGGCCGUGUGGCAGCAUUUUUCGUCACAGUCCGAAAAAGAUGUUGCAGCUGAGUGCAAAACUUGAGCUAAGAUUGGAUCAAUAUCGGUAUCGGCCAAUAUCGAAGGCUACAAUAUCGGUAUCGUAUCAGAGAUCAAAAAGUUGUUUCGGGACACCCCUAAAUUUAGCCAAUAUGGAACAUCAGUAUAAUAUGCUGGACAGCAGCUUCACUGAUGAGGCUGCCUGCAGUGUUUUAGUCAUCCUUGUGAGCUCAGGCAUGAAUUAUUUUAAAAUGCCAUUAAUCAGCCUGUUUAAUCAGUUUAUUUCUAAUUCUAAUAGUGGUUGAGCUGUUAAUACAGCCCAGUCUUAUUAAGCACGAAAUAACCGUUGAAAGGAAUAUCGUGGGAAUUUGUUUACACAUGCGAAAAACUAGAAAACUGCAUGAAAUUAAAACGAUCUCUGAGGAAAACUUUCAUAUUUGUUCUGGAACCUUCCCACUAUUUGACUUGAGAACUGUUACAGUCUGUGAAAGCAAGUCAUGCAUAUCUGUUUAACCAGUGGAGUGCACAGUGCUGUAUUGUUCAAGGCAGGAGUGUGUGUGUGUGUAAUAUGUGUGUGUAUGUGUGUUUCCGCUCCUGUAUAUACAUUCCCUCCUUGGAUAACAGCCAGCAAACGGGAAGAGGCCAUUACUUCACACUGACAUGGAGAUGAUUGAUCGUAUUUGUCCAUUUUAGAGGGUUGUAUCAUUGAUUUGAUAUGACAUUGAGCUGCAUUAUAGAUUGAUAUCCAUUGCACUUAGUGAAGACUAAACACACAUUUUGCCCCUAUGGCCUAGCCAUGCCUCUAAUAGUUUCCAGAAGCUAUCACUAAAGCUAAGCCAAAGGAAAUACAGGGUGAAAUGAAGCCCUUACUUUCUCUGGCCCUGGGGCAAUGGACUCCCGCGUAUUGGAGAGAGACGAUUGUAAAUCAGCAUUUUCUCUUGUUCUCGGUUAGUCUGUAUGUUGUUUUCCUUUCAGUUUUUUGAAACCCUAACCUCUUUCACACUUGCCUUCACUCUUGUUUUUUACAUUUCCUCUCCUUAUCUUGACCUUCUCUAUAUUUUUUUUGUGUCCAUUUUUACUUUUCCUUUCGGCCACCGUAUCACAUCCUCUUUUUUUUUGCUUUUUUUUCCACUGGUUCAUUCUUUGAAUGGAGUGAUGAAUCAAUAGAAAAGUAUUUCUUGACACUUAGUAAACAUUGCUUUAGACAGACAUGGAUCACAAGAAGGUUAAAAGGUCAAACUUACAGUAUUGUUUGUGUGUUUCUGAAAGUAACUGCAUCUUUAAAUAGCGCACUCAGGUCACAAUCCUGUUCAUGAGCAGAAAGUUUGAAGCACCUUAUUUCUCUGUGUAAAGAAUACUGAGCACUUCAACUUGUUUCACUCAUAACUCUUUCUUUCUCUGUUUGACAGCUGAAAGAAGCUAGCAACAGAAGAAAGAGAACCGUUUGAUGGAAGAAAAGAAAAAGAAAAAACAAGAAGAAAAGAUCAAGACGGAAGUCGCUCAGAAAAAGGUGAAAAUUAAACUUGUGCACAUGUUCACAAAAGCCGUGCCUCACCGUUUUGCCUUAGUAGCAGGCAUUUGAUCUACACAGCUGGAGUUUUUAAAACUCUUGCAUUUCUUUUUGCAAAACUCCAGAAAUCAACCCCUUCUGCUGAUUUGUAGGCAGCUAAUUACUAUGAAACCAGAUGCAAAUGACUUAUUUUGCUUCAUUUAAACUUGUUAAACUAACUGUUACACUUCAUCUCUCUCUCUUUUGUCCUGCAGGCUGCUGAUCAGAAACCCAAAGGUGAGUGUCAAGUUAAAAGAAAUCACCCACACAUCCACCUAUUGUUCUUAAAUGAGAUUUAAUUCCACCUACUGCAAUACAUUAAUAAGCUCUGAUUAACACAGCCUGACCCAUUAAAACACACACACAUCACAAAUGCAUUACACACACACGCAUAGAAUCAAGCAUUUAUUCGCACAGAUGGACACGUACAGUUUGCACAUGCAUGCACAAUUGUGCCAUUUGAAUUUGUGCUUUACAGACACACACACACACACUCACACAGCAGAGUAAAUACAGUGGAGUCUAAUACAGCGUGAUGCAGAGUGACGCCAAGUACGCCUGCAGCAGCAGCAGGCAGUGAAGCGUGAGGGCACCCAGACAGCACAGAGAGUGUGCAGUGGGUAGGGGGAUGGGAGCAUGGCAGCGAGAGGAGGAGGAGGAGUGGAAUAAAAGAAAGGCAUGAAGCUCAGUUGUAAUGCAGGGGGUGUGAGACUGGAUUGUCCUCGUGUGCCCUUGGUGUUCCUUGUAGUUGAUCAAAAAGACUCUCUCAGUGUAUAGCUGUUAAAUUACUUAAAGCUUAAUUACAAGAGUUCACACAGAAUCCCUAGUGUUGCUUUUGUUGCUCCAAUGACUACUGGUGAUAAAAACUCUUUAGUGUGUGUCCUAAUGAUGCAGUCGAGUUGGUGCGUAUUGCAUUCACCUUUUUUUUUUUCUUUUCCAUUUCACUCAGUACGGCUCUGGAGAUGCUCCAGUAUUCACACUCUGAGAGGACAAAAUCAGUAUAUUUGAAAAGUGGGGUUCGUUGCUCCCGUAUCGUACGCUGUUUUUAUGGCUUUGUCUAAAUCCUUAGCGCUUGUGUCCACACGCCCUCCCCCAGUUUGAGCAGCAGCUUGGCCAUCUGGGUGUAACUGUUAGGUUUUAACAAAGGUCACCACAGCUUGCCUUGAACUCUAACCUGUCUAUUUAAUUACCCUCCCAGUGUUCCACAGCACUCACUGUGAGCUUGGCCUAUUAACCGAGUCUCAAAGCCUCUGCACAAGCCAACUGCUUCUGAUUUAAAUGAGCAGACUUUGAUUAUGAGCUUGAAAUGGAAACGUUUUCUCACUAAGAAGUGGUAUGUUUCUUAACGGUACAUUGUGUAUUUUUAGUGGGAUGCCAUCUCGCACCACUAUGUUUCUACCAUAGCACAGAACAGACAAACUGUGUCAGUGUUUGGCAGUGUGUGUGAGUUUCUCAUGCUUGUUUUUGGCAGCUUAACACUUCUCUUUAAGUCAUUGUAACUACUGAAAAGCUGCAGUUAUCAAAUAUUUAAGUAAUCGAGUAUUCUACCAAAUAUUCCUUCGAUUAAUCAAGUAAUCGGAUAAUACUUUCCUUUUUUUUUUUUAAAGUGCAACUAUUAAUAUACAAGAGAAAAUAAGAUAUUUAACUUUAUAAUGAACUAUCGAUUGUUUUCCUUUUUAGAAAUGAGGAACGCAGAAAAAGCAUGUGCACUAGCGGAUUGCAAUGCUCGUAAGAAAGCUAAUUACGAUAUUAGCUUUCAUCAUGUCCCCUAAAGACAUUCGUGUCUGAAAGCUGAAUAGCUCCUAUGUUACCUGCUUCUGCUACUACAACGGCAAUGUUAGGCUGCAAGCUAGCAUGGCGAGGAGUGUGCAGAACAGCGCUGUCUCCGCCCACGACUCAGAGGCGAAUUGCUAAUGAGCUACUGGAGCUCUGAAGAAGAAAAGCCCCUCUCAUCAUUCAGUUUUUCAGCUCUGCAAAACCAAAACCACGCUUACUUCUCCUUCUACCAUGGUGACGUAAGCGCAUUGGGUCACCUUGAAAAUAAUCCGUGUGAAACAGUGACGGUUUGAGCUUAUAAACGAGUACUCGAGGCAGAGAAAAUUCCUCGAUCAUUUUUUGUAAUCGAGGUACUCGAGGAAUCGUUUCAACCCUAAACUACUAUGCUCAUACUUAAAAGCUAUUACUACAGUGCUUUUCAGGGUUUGAGAGUAUUAAUCAUGGCUGAAAUUGGAAAAAAAUUUAAUUUGAAAUGACAAAGUUCAGAUUAAACAAAUCAAAAAAGAAUCUGCUUGGAAGUCAGGUGACCUGGCUGUGGAAACCUCACAUGUUUUUGCAUUGAUAUGAAAUGUAGGCAGAACAUAAUAUCAUAAGUGUCUCUGGCAGGAGCGAUCAAGUAAAAACUGGGAGUCAGAAUGAAAAUGGAAACUCUUAAUGCGAAAGAGUUUUAUGGACGGGAGCCCGACCUAAAAAAAGAGGAAGGGGUGAAGGGCAGAAGGAGAAAGUUGUUGGGCCAGAUCACAGCGGGAAAAAAGAAAGGAAUGGGAGAAAGGAAGUAAUGAAGCAGUGGGUUCUUAAUACAAGUGCCAAAAAUGAUAGUCGGAAGUCAAUGACAGUGCUAAUAUAGAAGAGAACUAAUGACAUGGACAUUUAUUUUAUGGUAUGUUUAAUGAGAGAUAGAGACAGAAAGGCACAUAGAAUGAGAUUUUGAUUGUGUAAGUGGCGGGUUUUCAUGCAGAAAGAAAGUAUGAAAAAAGCAGUCUGUUUGAAGACUAAUCGUUCAGUGAGCCAUCUGUACCUCUGCGAGUUUGCUCAUAACCUCUCAUCUGCGAUAUCGUUUUAAAGAAAGGUGGCACCAACUGGAAUGGGCUGGGUUUUAAUGCGUGACACCAAAUAAUGGAGGUCUUUGUAUAUUAGCGAGGGAAGAAAAUCAGUAUGCAGGAGUGAUUUGUGUCUUUCCAUCCAUAUCAGUGAAUUCUGCCUCCCUUAUACACUAUCAGAAAUUCAUAGACACAUACACAUGCACACCACCUCCCCCCAGCCUCAUCGUAUUUUCUCCUUUUGCCUCUCCGCAGGCCUCCUUGGUCCCAGGCAUUUCAAUUUGUUUGCGGUAAUCGAUCUCGGCCUGGUGCGUUCAUAUGUAUGAAAAUGAGAUAAAGCUUUGGUGCAGUAGAAUUAACUUCUCUGCCCCCCAUUAGGCAUGGAGCUUCACUGAACGCAGGGUUCCAGGAGGCAGUGUCCCUCUGCCCCAGCACCCCCCACACAAACACACAGCCUGGACCUCUGCUGCAGGGCCCUUCCUCCCUCCCUCCUUCCCUCCCUCCCUCCCUCCCUCCCUCCUGGUCCCUCGAACCUCAGAGGGAUGCUGAUUAUUCACCCAGGCACACAUGCAGCUUCAUCACAGUCUCUACCACCACUGCAAUCACAAUCAGUCAGCAGGACAAGUUCACAUACCUAGCUGGCUUGACAAUUGCAUGCACAUGCCAAGACACUGACACACACACACGCUGACAGGUUGUGAGAAAACGCGGCCCAAGCAAGAAGUUACACAAAGGCAAUUCAUGAAAAAGAUGGCUGUACACAGACACAGAAAGCGACAAGUAAUACCACAUUGCACCCGUCGUAUUCUGACACCCACCUAAUCAAAAAAUCUGCAAUCUCCAUUUUUGCUGCUUUCGCACUUUUCACUGCUGAAAGGUUGGCGAAUGAAUGUACGCCUGUCACUGCCCCGUCCCUCACUUUCCUCCUUACCCACGCUUUUUCUUCCGCCUCUUUGAUUUCAGCCUCAAUACGCUCAGCCCGGCCGACCACAGCUGAGGAGAAAACAUAUUUACAGGGAGUCGCCACGCUGAUAACAGCAUUAAAUUUUUUUCAAAGUGGCAAGCUAGGAACAUAAACACAAGUGUAUCGUAUAAUUCAGUAUUGGAUUAAUUUGCAAUUUCACAUGCUAUUAAUUGCACCAACACUUUUGAAAGAGACUUUCGUGAAUUAGAAUGUAAUUAGUGGCUAAUUUACUCGAGAAUUUGGGCUGCUUUUCUCUUCUGUGAACCACAUUUAUAAACACUCAAUGAAUUAAUAGUGAAUAGCUCAUGAAUUACAUUCUGUGGAUUUAUGACUGCCAAGCAUAAUUGUUUUCCCUCCACCCCUCCUAUGCUCACCCUGCAUGCAUAUCAAGUGUACGAGCGGAGUGAGGGAUGCAGGGAGAGACAGGGGGCAGAGAGAAAGGAAACAAGGGGCGCACAAACUCAAACAAUGCUUUCCUCUCUGUGUAUUCUUGUUGCAUGAUCACUCACAAGCUGCUGACAAAAGAGCCUGUUUGGUGCCUCUCGCCCCUCCCCCAUCAUCUCUUCCCCCUCUACCAGUGAGCUGCUUCAUGUCACAUAUCAGGCAGAUUAAUAGGAUGUAGCUAAACUGAUAUGAAUGACAGCUUUAGCCUGUGCUUUGAGGACACAGUGUCCACAGAUAUACGUGUGCCUGUGCAGUUCAAAGGCAGUCUUUAUGCCCGCAUAAGGGGGCUCCUCUUGGUCUCCCCUCUGGCGAUUAUCAAACAGUAGGUAAACCAUAAAGAAGAUCUUGAAUUAUAUUUGAUGAUUUCAUUAUUUAUUUAUUUUUUUUAAAGUAUAAGGAUAUACAAAACCUUUGAAUAUCGGUAACCCUGUAAGAAAUCCAUAUUGACUCAUGGGACUCUAUAGGAAUCUGCCAUCACUAUGUCUUUAUAUUGAUAUUUUACAUCCUGAAACGGCAUAAUAGUGGAGUAGUUUUGUGUGAUUACAAAUUGUAUUACAGUGCAUGUUAGCGCCGCAAACAUACACUCACAUGCACAAACACACCUCUCUGAUUGGCCCAGUUGGCUCUGGUGCUACACAUCACCACCCUCAGAGGCUUUAUUAUUUUGCCCUGCCAUUACACCGCUGUGUGUUAAAUAUUGCAGGAAAAGGCCUAACGGGUGAAAAUAUCCCACCUUGAAAUGGCAGGAUGCAAGCACCCAUUGUCAAAGUCUGUUAAUGUGUCUUAAGCACCGGUGAGCCUGUGGUUUUGAAUCAGGCGUAACCACUUCUCUUACUUUGAUGUAAUUCCAAAAAGGUAACGGUACCUUCAUUCGUUCUGUACAGCUAUCAAACUCUGAAGGUAUUUGUCCUAAGGCAGUUGCUGCCCUCAGGCAUUGACCUCAGUUGCAGUCGUGGUGAUCCUGCGAAUUAUCUGCUACAAGCGCUGAAACACCAAAAGGGCUUUCCUGGAGCAGUUCUGCCAUAAUCCUGACUGCCAGGAGAGACACAGCUGGGACUUCAGGGAGAGGAGCCCUGGCAUUGAGAGCGGGUAGGGGCACUAAUUAAAGCGAAGGAAGGCGUGGUAUGAGAAGAGGUCACAGGAGGCACAGGGGUCAUACGAGGCAAAAGGAGGGGCAUUAGGCAAUUGUCGGUUACUAUAGCAACAGUUCAUAUAUGAAGGGUGAGGGGUGAGAAGAUUUUCUUUAUUUUCGGAGUGGGAAAGAGAUUUUCUGUGUUUCUCCACCUAUACUGGCAGAUGGGACCUUUCUGAGACACUCCCACUUGACCUUCCCUUGUGUGCACGAACGCACGCACAUACAUCUGCUUUCUGUGUACAACCACCUCUCAUCUCUCUAUGCUUAUGCAGAUCUAUAUGCAAAAUAGCUUUAAGCCAUUAUAGUCCAUCAGAGUAAACUCAAAUAGGUUUAAAAUGUCUUUCCACAAGGAUUCGCUCUAAUUUUAUCAAAUAAACUGUAGUCCAAACCGAUGACUAACUUCUUUCAUGAAAAGGGAAGCGGUCCGAGUGCUCUUAAAAUGAGUAAGAAACUAAAAUCUCCUUGGGCAGGGCAGGGCAGGGAAAUUUGAGGAAGGAAAUAAAAGUGGUGACACAUAAAAGGUCAUGAGCUAAGUCUAAAAACUUUCUACAUACAGUUUGCACGCUUCAUCCACCUCACUAACUCAUCUGGUUUAGCUGAUUUAUUACAGAGACAAACACUUGAAAAAGCUGCAUGUGUUAAGUUUUCUGUAAAUUCAAUCAAAUACAUGCUUUAUCAACCUUAACUUACCUACCACUAGGCUCUUAUUGGAUUAAGAAAUGCACUAAUGUGUAAAGCAGUGGCCUGAGUCUCCUGUCCAUCCCUUCCCCCUUCUAUAAACAUGACUGCAUAAUAAAGUGGGUCUGCAGACAAUAGACUGAGGAGAUGUGGGAACCUGCGCUGCCUGGUACAAAGCUUAAAGAACCAAUCACAGUUGUUAAAAAUAAUGGAAACCUUAACCUUUUUGCCAUUUUUAUAGAUUUCCUCUCCUACUAUGAAAAGGAUUCUUUGAGUGUUUGCAUUUUUUUCCCCUCCAUACAUGCUCACUUGCUUCCUACUCUUAAGCAGUCGCUCAUUCUCCUGCUCGCCGUCAUUGUAUGUAAUUAACCAUUUACUGUGAAGAAGGGCUGUAAUUAAAAGUAUGGAGCAAGGUUGCAGAGCACGCCUCAGCCGGAAGGUUUAAUGGAAUUUACAGUGCACUUGAUACAAAUGCUUAUUUAACUGGCUAUUCUAUUCAGCUUCAAUUACAGGCAUUAAGGUCACCAACACCUAACAUGCCUUUCACAUAUACUAGUAUUUCUCUGGUCUAUCUAUUUUCACCUUUACUAAACAUGGAUGGUGAAAUAGGCCUGGGCGACUUGGCAAAAAAAAUGACUACGAUAUAUUUUGUCAUAAUGUCCGAUCUCGACUAUUAUCACGAUUUUUUAUUUUUUAAACUGCCAGUUUUAAAGCAACCAAAGAAACUAGAGGUUAGUUCAACAUUUUAUUAACAUACUAAGUAAAUAAAGUAAAUUGAAUAAGAUAAACUUAGAAAAAAAUGAAAACCAUUUUAACUCAACAGAACAACAAAUGUAGACAAAUAUGAUAUAAUACAGUGAAUUAGUUUACAGUCCUGAGUGUUUUUGCUGGUACGCAAGACCCAAAAUAAACAAAUCGCUCCCUCAGGGAUAAUGAAGACGCCUUAAAAUGUAAACAUUAGAUGAUGAAAACGUAGAUGAUUCGAUUGAUUGGGUCUUUGGUCUGGUGGCGGCAUCGCUAGUUGUAGCUAAACUUCUAAUGCACUGCUUGUGCCGUCAGCAGUGGCAUUUUUAUGCGUUUCGCAUAAUCACUCAGGAAGAACUUCUUCAAAUGAUUAAACAGAUCUUUUGUGUUGUCAUUUUUUGAAGGCACCGACAUACCUUGCACAUCGGCUUAAUUGCUUAACGUCACUUUGGAGAUACUUGAAACACCGCCACCCAACCGACGUUGAAUAACUUCUUAAUAAAGGCAUCUUCGGAGGAUGACUCAAAGUCAUCGCUGACAUCUAUUAGCGGCCCUCAGCUCAGCUUUUAGCUCCAUGUUCGGCCAUUCUGUUUACUUCUACUGUUUACUUCUCUGGCAACUUACAGAAGUGGAGCAGGAAAAGCUUGACCUAUGAUUGGCUGUUGUGACGCACAUUUCCGUUAAGUUUGAUCGAGUAAAUAUGCUCACAGCUGAUCACUGUGAUCAAACUGAAAUUUAUCACAAUCAUUAACCAUGAUCAUAUAAUCGCCCAGUCCUGUGGUGAAAUGACAGUUAUUAAAUGUUUCAGUUUUCCAGCCUCCGUCUCUUUGCAUUGAUGAAUAUGAUUUUCAGUAGUUUUUGUUUGCUGUGGUUGGUUGUUUCUCACAAGUUCAUGGAACUAAGCGUUUCUUCUGAAUCAUCAAAUCAAUAAGUAGCAGCAAGAAACACUCCGUUAAAACAGAAUUUUCUAAUUUACUCGCAGCGAGGGGUUUUGACAGCAUUAGUUUCACAAACUGCCAAUUAGAGGUCGCGUACAGAACCAUCACCUGCUUAAUAAGCGGCUAAACCCUGUUUCUGCAAAGCUUCUAGUCAGUUCAGUUCAAAUGUAAUAGGCUUGAAACCUCACUAAUUUAAUGUGUGGAGUUCAUCGCCUUUCACUAACAGCGAGAGUAACCAGCGUGCUUGUCACUUUUCCUCAUUUAAUCUUUUACAGACAUACUCUCAUCAGAGGGAUUUCCCCUUUUUUCAUUUUUUCCCCUCAGAGCCGCCUCUAUAAAGCUCACCCCCACCUCUCCUAAAUCCCUUACUCAUUCCCCGUGGAUUAAGGAAAGAUCGCUCCUCCUCCAAAUGAAAGAUGUGUCUCAGUAAAAGUAUUUGUUUGUCUAGAUCAGGGAGAGCAGUGUGUGGUACACUUACUAUUCUUCUCGCCUUUUAGCAUUCUUGCUGUCUGGUGUGUGAGGGUAUGUCUGUGUAUACACACUCUCUCCUAUCUCAGGAGAACAUAUUCUCACCAUUAUGCUCCUUAAAUACAGAAUACAACAGAGAUGGUUAUUCAGCUGGGGUUAUAUGGAAGCACUUAUAGAAUAAUGCUAUCAAACCAGAGUGUUAUAAUGUGGUUUUAUUUUUAUAUGGAUUGUUGAAGAAUAAUAUGUCAUUGUUUGUGCAGAAGAAAUAAAAUACGUUCAUCUGCAGCAUAAGUAAAUUGCAGCUUGUAUAAACUCUUGUUUCUACAGCAACACAAACAGAGGCUGUGCAAAGGAGGGUGUGAAUGAGGCAUGCCGGAGCUAAGGGACUUGUGUGUCCGUCUUUUGGGCUCAUCUGCUCCCUUUGCCAGACUGGCAGCAGGAAUAAACACUGAGCUGACUGAGUAACAUCCAUUUGUGUCUUUUGAUCUGAUUUUGUCGGAAUGAAGAUGUCCCAGAAACUCAAAAAGUUCCUUCAUCAACUUUAUGUGUGUGAGGGGGGGUUGUGGAGAAUAGUUAAAGUAGACUUGAACACAUGAAGAAGGAAUGCUUUCGUCGGAAACUUUUGUGCAGUGUGGAAGUUUGUCAGGAUCACAGAACUGAGGGAGAUUGGAAAAGGCGAAAGGCCAAAAGCUUUUAGUGAAAGGAGGUUUUUAUUCUAUUGAUGUUAUUGCUGCCAAACAAUGAGGUAAUACCAUCAACUGUCUUCGUGUCCUGUAAUUGUCUAAGAAUGCUUUCAGUUAUGCCAAAGAUUUAAAUUCGCUUCUCAAGCUCUGAUUCUUGCAGCUACUAGUAUGUGUUUUAGGGCUGGGCGGUAUGGCCGCAAAUCAAUAUCACGAUGUAUUGAGCAGUUCACCUCGAUAACAAUAAAUAGAUGAUAAUUACUCCACUAGCUGCUCACCCCCUCCCACAUUUAACUUAGUCUACUUCAGCUGCUGCUCCAGCCACUACAACUUUUGAUCUGUCCUCCAUCUCCUCACCUGUCUUUCCCAUUUUGUUACAAACUGGAUGGGGUGGAGUCACGUCUCUGAUGUAGGACAGUGUCUUAAGGGACAAGAGAACAUAGCCUAACUACACACAUCCAAAACCAACUUUUAUAUAUUGUCAUAAAUUUCAGUAUCAGUAAAUUUUUGGUGUAUCGCCCAGCCCUAGAACGUGUUAGUUAUUGGUAUUUUAGGGGUUUAUGUCUUAACAGGUUAAAAAUGAAAUGACAUAGUUUGGAGGAUAUUUCGGUAUCUGUAGAUUUCUGGUUUAUCACCCAGCCCUAAUGUGCUUCUAAUCUGAAUCAAUUAUACACUCAAAUGAUCCCAGUUAGCCCCAUGUUUGAGCAAUGAGAUUCAAUAAUGCACUCUGCAUUUUGAGAAGGUUGCAGGGUUUCUUAAAGGAGUGUAACAUAUAGUCUGCAUAGUUUUAUCUCACAGCAGUAUGAGAGAAAAUGUGGCAGAAACAAUAUCCACAAGCAGAAAGAUAUGAAAGGUAUCAGAGCACAUGAUAGAAAUAAGGCUUGUUGAUGAGAAGACGAGGGGCUGGAAAUGGGGGCAUAAAAACAAUACGGGGUAGAAAUGAAUCAAAAACACAAGAUGAGUAAAAAGCCCACAGGGGGAAUAAUCUGGUAAGUACCAACCAGACUGAGAGACAGGUAGAUGCAGAGAGAGAGAGAGAGCUAUAGGGUUGUGGAGCAACCGACUGAUGGGGAGCACAGAGAGGAAAGGGGGGCAGGGCUGCAUGUUUUCCCCAUCUUACUCUCUGAUUGGUUGGGACAGCGUCAGGCGGGCUGAGCUGAAUUUAAUCAGAAAUGUGCGUCACCGGCUGCAGUUCAAAGCCAACAGCCAGCCAGAUACCGCUGAAGGGGGAGCUGGCUCUCUCUCUCUCUCUCUCUCUCUCUCUCUCUCUCUCUCUCUCUCUCUCUCUCUCUCUCUCUCUCUCUCUCUCUCUCUCUCUCUCUCUCUCUCUCUCUCUCUCUCUCUCUCUCUCUCUCUCUCUCUCUCUCUCUCUCUCUCUCUCUCUCUCUCUCUCUCUCUCUGCAUGUAUAAAAGUGUUUAUCUUACAUAUAUGCACUAAAUUUAUCAUGUUCUCUAAAAACAUGUCGAGUGUUUAUGUGAUUACCAUAGUUAGAUUUACAAGAGCUACCAUUUAAUACUCAGAACAUACUCGGCGCUCUUUUCGUGGCGGUGGAUUGAUGAUUGUAUUUGUUUGCAUUUCUGCGACUUUUCCUCCAUGUCACUGCUGUUUCUGUGUGUCAGCAGGAAGGAAGGCAGCUAUCUGGAUUAGUGUUGUGCUCUCUGAGAGGGCCUCUGUUUUUAGCUCUGCUCUCAGACCAGCUCUUGGCAAGCACAGUGAAUACCUCUGUGCUCCGAAUUUACUUCAGCCUCCCCCUGUAGCAGCUUUGGCCUCUGUGUAUGUGUGUUUGCGUGUUAGUGUGUGUGUGUAUGGUUGUCAGCGCCGCCGUACAGGAAAACUUAGAUUGACACACUGGUUGGAUAGAGGCUUUAAGUUCAAAACACGUGUGCCGUCAAAUUGUUGGUUGUAGAAAAACUCCUUUUCCUUACCACACACAAACUCUCUCUCUCUUUCUCCUCUUCUUUGAGUGAAGGUUGUAUGAGCUGUCGAGUAGUUUGACCAUAUUUGUUCGGGGACUGUAAGAAAAACACCAGUCUCCACUGAAUUCACAGCUAUAAGUGCGGACAGCCACAGACUCACACCGACAGCCUCUAUAAUAUUCAGCGUUUUAUGUCAGGUGGUUUUUAACCGUGUUCUAGCACCCGAAGGAAGAACUUCGCCAAGCAGCUCUGUUGAGUCGUGAGCUGUCCAGGUCCUGCUAAUCAUAACACCUUGCAGGCUAACACUCAAUUAGACGGCUGGCUGGUCACUGCAACCAUAGGGAAAGGGUCAGACUGAGGCCAGAACAGCAGGGAAAGGUUUGUGUGUGUGUGUUUGUCUGUUAGGGAGAAGGAGUGUAAUGAAGAGGAAAGGAGCUGUCUCCCAGUGUUUGUGUGUGUCCUUGUUUAGUCAGCAGAAAAAAUAUGACCUUUUCAUAGAGUACGUCUGGGCCAGUAACAUAUGUUCAGCGAAAGGUUGCAUGAGGCUGUUAACUUAAAGGGCCAGCGCUCAGUAACAUGCUGUGCAGACAGACAAACACAUGCAGUCAUUAGUACCUGCUGAGUGCUAACUAUAUGAUGAGGAAGAGCGGAAGUUUAAAUUGCUUUUGGCUGCGUAAGCAUGUUUCAAACAUUCCUGCUGCUCUUACUUUUUAAAAUCUGCUCCAUUUAUUUGUUAGCUUAUUUUAUUAUCUAGUCUUCUGUUUGUCCACAAUCACUCGAUGGUUAUUGCGCUGUUUCACACGUUGGUGAUUUAGCAUUAAAAACACAAGCAGGAAAGGAGGAACUGGUCAAACUGGACUGAGACCUCUAAACCUGGCCAUUUAGAGUAGGGCUGGGCAAUAAAACGAUAAUGAUAUAUAUCAAAAAUUAAUUUCCCUCGAUAUCGAUAUGAAACAUGGUCAAUAUGCGUUUCAAUAGCCAGCAUUCUGCCAUGUUUUGGUAGAUCAUAUGGAUAGCCGUAUUUUUUUUUUUUUAAUAUCGUGAUACAUAACGAUAUCGACUGAUAUGAAAAAAUAUAUCGAUAUCGACUUUUUCCAGUAUUGCCCAGCCCUAAUUUAGAGGCUGAAAGACACGCAUUCUGUUCUGUGAAGGACUAAUGGUAAACUGACCUAGUCAUUAAUACCUUGCUCCCUGCAUGUGUCUUUCUGUGUGGGUGUGCCUGUGUGUCCAUCCAGUGCCAGAUCCUGCUCCCACUAAGCCCAGUCUCGGCCCACCCCACUACCUUCACCCCACCAGCCCUACGCUGCCCCUCUCCUCCCCCUCCUCCAUCUCCUCUUCCUCCUCCUCUUCUUCUUCUGGCAAUGGCAAGCGUGACUCCUCCAGUAGCCAACUCCCGACUCAGACUCCCCCUCAGCAGCAGUGCCAGUUGUCCUCUGCCAGUGCUCGCUACCCGCCCAGAGAGGUGCCCCCGCGCUUCCGCCAGCAGGAGCACAAGCAGCUACUGAAGAGAGGCCAGCCACUGCCUGCAGGAGCCCUCUGCGCUCUCACCCUCUCCUCCUCCUCUCCCUCCUCUUCGCCCUCAUCAUCUCCCUCUUCUUCUUCUACUACCAGCAGCUCUACCCCAAAUUCUGCCACGUCCUCUGCGAGCAAACGCCACCAAGGUUUGUCAAUACAGUUAAACAAUCCUUCUUUUGUGGUGGCUGUGUACAAAUUAUUUUAUCCUUACACUUUUGAUUUCGCAUGUUGGCUGUACUUUGGCUGCAUGUUCUGACAUUUUACUCGAUGAGCUCAGUUAGUUACCUUUCAAUCAGUCUAAUCUACUGACAUUCAGGACUGAGUGUGUCACCUUUAGCAUACUUGGAAAGGUUUCUGAAGACUCUAGUUUCUUUUUAGUUUGUAUUUAGAUGCACAGUCAGUGCUUUGCAGGUGCAUUGAAUCACAGGGAUUAAAAGGUUCAUUUUAAUCUGGUGAGCAUAAACACAAUGAUACAGCUUCUAUACUGAGUGGAUCGACAUUUGAACUACAUUUGAAAAUUUAAAAUGUAAUUUCUCCUGGGGCUGGGCGAUAAACCAAAAAUUUACUAUUACCAAAAUUUAUGACAAUAACUGACGUCAUUUUGCCCAGGUCAGUAUAUUCAGUGUCAAAAUAAUAAAUAAAUAAAAUUUGGUUAUGGAUAUGUGUAGGAAGGCUAUGGUCUCAUGUCCCUUAAAGAUGUUGUCCUAUGUCGGAGACGUGACUCCACCCCAUCCAGUCCUUAGCAAAGGAUCCGGUUCAAAAGUUGUUGCGGCGGAGUAGUUAUCGUCCAUUUAUCGUUAUCGAGAUGAACUGUUAAGUAUAUCGUGAUAUUGAUUUGAGGCCAUAUCGCCCAGCCUUACUUCCUACAGAUUCUGAUAGCUGAAUGCGUCUUUCUAGUGUAGGUUUUUGUCUUCCAAUUCUGGCAGUAUUAACCAGAAAAAUCCUUCCUAAUCGUAAACCAAGCUCAAGGAAAAACAGCAGUGCUUUAUUGUUGAAGAGUCGGCAUGCUCUCUUCUCUUUGCUUACAGGACCUCACACACACACAUACACACACGCUCUCAGACCACCGUAGCCAGAGGUAGCUUUUUAAUGAACUCACUGGUGGCCCUUAAGAUCACUAAUACUAACACGCCUUGACAUGCUCAUUGUACAGUGGUUUGUGUGUAUUUGUAAGCAGGAAACCUGUGGAUUGAUAGAGCUGUAUUUCUUAUUUCGUGGACAUCUCUUCUUUUCUCAUUUUUCUCAUUUUGUCAGCUUUUAUCGUGCCAUAUUUUCGUACUUGAUCCACAGCUUUUUUCUUCUUAUGCAUCUACUCAAUCACUCUCACAGACAAGGGAGGCAAUUUCCAAGCAUUCUCCAUGGUCUGUCCUUAAAAACACUCCGAUCAAUUAUCAAUUAGGAAUAAUUAGAAAUUAAAUCACUCAGAAAAUUGAAAACUAAAAUGUGCUGUUUGAGCGGGUUUUUAACAGUCACAUUACUUACUCAAUCGAAUGAUACUAGAUGAAACACUUAAUGUCUCUAACGCUGACGGUUAGAGACAACCUCAGAUCCUGUUAAAACCUUUUUAUGGAAGAAGGGGAAUACAAGAUGCAAGAUUAGCACACCAGCCUUUGUCUUUAUCCUUUGGUUUUCAUCAAGCAGAAGUAUCACACGUGUUUGUUUUUAUCUUUGUCAAGUUUCUCUUUCUUUCUCUCACAUGGUAUCAUUGUCUUUUUGCUGCUCUGAGCUGCCUUUUAUUACUGACUCAACAUUUGCUGGGGGAGCACCAGACACUCAGUAAACAAAUCAGCAGCAGUUGUGGUGUAUGUCUACGUAGACUGCAAACUGAAGAGAAAAUCUUGCUUUUUUAUUAAUCCUGGAUUUUUUUCUGUUAAUUAUGGAAGAAGCCAUCAUUUAUACUUAAUUACCUGGUAUUUUCUCCACGAUCAGCUGUUUGGUGCAGUUUCCUCAGCUGUGGGACAAUAUCUAAAUUUGGCUGCAGCUUUAACUCACUCAACAAAAGCAAUACCUCUAAAGCCUUAAGGCUUAAAAGAAUAUAUUUCUUCUUUUAGCUUGAGACAUAAUAAGCUCCUCAGGUUGACUGUGUUAACCUAUAAUGUCCUUAUUAUUGUCCUAGUACGGCAUUGGUUUUCAUGUUUGGCCUUUUCCCUAACCCCGGAUUUCCCAGGGGCUUGCUGGUACAACACAGCCUGUGGCAAAGUUAGCUGCUUGCUGGCUCUCUAUCCCCUUCUCUCCUCUCAUUCUUUUUCAGAGGACUUCCCCUUCACAACCCAUUUUUUUCUCACUGCUGAGCCAGUAGCCCGAAGCUAGUAGCUCUGUGUUUGCAAUAACUCCAGAAUACAUAAUUUGGAGAGCGGACAUUGAAGGUAAACCAACUCUGGCAAAACCUGAGCUUUAUGUAUAUGAAACUUCGCUAUUUUAGGAGUAGAACAAGAUCUUUAAAAAAUCACUAUAGUUCUUGACCCUUCUGCAGAGAUCAUUGUAAGGGCAUGACUUAAAAAUAGGGCUGGGCGAUAAACCGAAAAACUUCAGACACUGAAAUUUGCAAUAACCAACGUCAUUUUGAUCAUGUCAGUAUAUUCUUUGUCAAAGAAAAAAAUAAAGUAAAGUUGGUUUUGGAUGUGUGUAGGUAGGCUAUGGUCUCAUGUCCGUUUAAGACGUUGCCAUAUGUUGGAGACAUGACUCCGGCUGAAGCGGCGGCUGAAGUAGACAAAGUUAAUGUGGGAGAGCUUCUGGAGUAGUUCUCAUCCAUUUAUCGUCAUCAAGGUGAACUGCGCAGUAUAUCAUGAUAUUGCUUUGAGGCCAUAUUGCCCAGCCCUAGAAUCAACCAUAAAAACGCAGUACACAGUGAACUAAGAAUUAUGUGCGUUAUUAUCAAUCUGGAUCUACUGCAACCUCGUCCAUAUGUUUUAUUUUAUUCUCCUGCAAGUAGAAGCGCAAAGUUUUCCUCCUCGUGGUUUCUGUAAGUAAGGAUGAAUCCUGUUUUGAGGACACAUUCCUGACCUCACUCUUAAGGUUAUGGUGGCCCAGAGGGAUGGGAUGAUGUGAUUGUUCCUUCAGUUAGAUACUGAAACACUCCAGUGCACAUGCAAACACAUGCACAUAGAUGUGCUGUGCAGCAGUAAGAACACACAAGUCUGACCCAGUUGUGUCCCCUCAGAUCUGUGUCUGCCUUGUAGGGCAGCUGGCUCAGAGUUUAAAGGGGGAAAAGCACACACAUACACACAUAUACACACAAACAUUUUAGCUCAUAAGCUCAGCAGUGCUGGCUAGAUGUCCUCAGGAAGUUAAAUGCAAAUGACAUCCUUUUUUUCCCCCUUUUUUUGCCUUACUUUGCACACAUUGGUUUAGGAAAAUCCGACUGAUCCAAUUUGUGCAUAGAGUGUUAGGUUGGACAUAACAGGCCAUCUACACACACCCAACCCUAAAGUCUGAAAGGCAACCCCCUUUUAGCUCAAGUGCAUUCACACCACAAGACCCCAUUUCAUUGUCCACAAGACCAGACAGAGACCCCCUGUUACAUCCCCCCCCCCUUUUGCACCCACCAACCUCGUCUCUCCAGCUGACUGGGGACCAUUAAGUGGUCCGGAGCAGCCAGCAGCCGUCCAGACAAGCUUCCUAGUAGCAGGUGCUGGAGUGAAGCUCCCUAAGACUGUGGGAACUGCUGCCCAACAGCUGUUUGCUAGACACCCAGACAGAGUGUAUAGCCAGAAGGCUCUCUGCUGGGUGCUGUCUGAACACUCGGCCCUUUCAUUUGAGCCCCGUUAAAUAUGCAGGUAAAGCAGUUGGGUUUUUGGAGGAGAUCUCAUUUAAGUUAAAUCCUGUGUAUGUACAGAACACGGGAUGUCAGUUCUAGAAAAUUAUUCCCGCCGAGUUGAGCAAAAGCUGUAGUAUUUAAAAAGUUUUGUAAGUAGCAUUGUAAGAAAAUCAAACACAGAUGAUACAUGAAAAUGAACCCAAUUUAGAUCAUAGUAAUUUGUUUGAUUUAAACCAUUAUACGAUCACUACGCCACCACUUGGUCUUAAUGAAGCCAGAGAGCUUUAAGAUUACCCCAUGUGCCCAGGCUGUGACAUGCUCACAGAAGUGCGAGAACCCCCUAGUGGCUUCAUUAAUCCAGCCUCUGUCAGGGAAACCAGAGAAGUCAUUACGGCUUCUCUCUCCUCUUUUCUCUCCUCUUUGAGUAGAGGUAAACAGACAUGAAUGAUGAGGUUUUUAAACCCUCCUGUGACCAUUCCCUUAGUCGUUCUUUUCCUCUCUGUUUCCGGAAAAACAAGAACAUGCCGCCUCUGAUCGGAGCGGGCAUAAAGCAACCCUCAAAGAGAGAUGGAGAGGGUCUGUUUGGGGACAAAAGACCACUAAAUACCUUCUCCUGUUUUGGUUCUGGUGUUAUGCCACCCCCCAUAGUAUGCUCUGUGAAAACUGCACAGUUUUCAGAUCACAGUCAAACUAUAUAAUCCAUCCAUUGCCAAUUCUGAUAGUCUGGUGAUGCCUCUUCUGUCACCAACUAUCUCCCUUUCUCUACCCUUGAAACUGCAAGUGCUAACCCCUCCCCCAAGUCUCUCCUUCACACUCCUCCUCUCCCUUUCUGUCACCCUGCCUUUCACCUCACUCAGAAGGGAGGGGUAGCAUUUAAUUAUUGGCUACCUGCCCAUUUCUAUGAUGGCAGCUUGUCUCAUAAUCUAAAUCUCAUCUCUUGCUUAUUUUUUUUCGCGACUCUAGCAAGCUGGCAUCACAGCCUUUGAGUGUUGUUGAUGUUUAAUCCCCCUUUUUUAAGCUCAUAUGUGCAGUUGGUGUUCAUAUAGAGAACAUUACCCCCUUUUCUUUCUGCUCUUCAGCUUCUCUGUUGAGCGUGGGACUUUUUCUUCUCUGGUGGAUUCGCAGAUACAUGCAACCAGAAGUCAGUUUUGCCCUGCUGGAAGCAUGAGCAGCCAAAGAGGGGGCCCCAUAUUUUCAUUUUUUUGACCCUUUUCAUUCCCUGAGCAUAAUCAGUGACUGCCUUCCUAAUUGCUUCCAGAAUGAAAGCAGCACCACAUUACUGACACAUGAUUGCAAGUGGUGGACGGAAAUAAUUGUCCCCUUUUCUUUGUUUUGCAUAUUCAGCUUGCCUUCAACCCCCUCUGCCAAUUCUCUGCCUUGCCAAGAACUUGCAAGACCUUUCUGUUGGAAUGUCUGGUGGGGGAGUUGAAAGGAGAACAAUGGAGACAUGUUUGAGAUGAAAGAAAAGUCGAGGAUGUUUUGCAUUGGUACGAUGCGCACAAAUAUGUAUUUAUAGAGGUGGACACACCAGCAUUAGGAUCUAUCUUGUAUAAUCCAGUCUGUUUGAUAAAUGCAUAUUUUCUUUAGCUCAAGGUAGAUACUCACCAUUUUUUCCCACCAUGGACAUACUGAAGACUCAGCAAAGACAUAUUUUGUACCUUUAGUUCAUGUAGUGUUUUUUUUAAUUAUGAUAUUGGCUUUCAUCGUGUCCCCAAAGACAUCCGCGUCCUAGAGCUGAAUAACUCCUAUGUCACCUGUCACUUCUAUAACUUAUUUCUAAGUUCACACUUUAAGCAAACCUCCAAAAGAAUUGUCUGUGUAACAGAGGUUGUGAGUGUCACUUCUCUGUGCUGUCUGUUUUAUUUUUAUUCAACUGAUUGCAAACAGACUAGUUUCAAAGUAUGCCUGUGUUUAUGCGUUUGUGCCAUGAGUCUGACGACCUUGUGCGAUAAGGGUGCCUGAGGAGUAAAGAUAAGUGUGCUCUGGCACAAAAUUGUAUUCACAGCCACUCUGUGGUGUGCUGCACAGUCAUCUCGAAGCCACAUAUCAUUCAGUAUUUCUGCGAGACUUUCUACUCGUCUUAUUAAAUUGUUUCAACCACUGGAUUUUAAUCUUGUGAUUGAUAACUAAGACCUCGUAUAGAAAUUACUGCAACAAUCUGAUGGAAACUAAUGGCAGAGUAAUAGAAGGUAAGAUAGCUCAAUUACCAAACAAAGAAAAUAUUUCAGAAAUACAGUCUGAGUUUCAUAAUUAAAGGUGGAAAAGGCACAUUUACUGCAGCUGCUGAGUGGGUUGGUUACAGUUGUGUGGAAAGCUUAUUGUAAAAGACAUUUGAUUCACAAACUGCUUCUUAAACCCAUCCAGCAUGUAUAUUAUCAUAAAGAAUGAGAUGAGUACAUUAAUCUAUAUAGUAUUAUUCUUGCUCUUUUUGUAUCACGUUAACAUCAAUAAAAACAAGUUCAGAUAUCUGGCUUUAUACAUGUAGCUGUUUGAAAAUGGCCGUUUCUUUUCUUUCUCCUCCAAGAGUUGUUUGAUUUAUUCCUCACUUCAUUCCCCUUCCCCCCUGUGAGAUCAGUUGCUAUUCUCAUUGGUUUUCAGCCUAUUACAUGAGACUACCCUAGUGGUCAGGAUGUUUGCAUGCGGGAUCGAUAGCCUCCCUACUUUCACCCACUAGCAUUAAUAAGAUCAUCGAUUAGCUGCCUCCCACUGAUUGAUUACCCCUUUACAGCAUCAAAUCAGUCUAUCAUUAGUUCCCCCCUCCGAAGGGAUGCUUUUGCAGCUAAUGAAAUUUCUUAUGUGCUGUACACUGUUGAUUAGAGGGUUGUUGGGGAUGUUCUGUUAUGGUAAUGUGCAGCUGAAUUUGUAGAUCAAGUUUGAAAGCUUGUAAAAAGCAAGUCAAGGGUAACAGUCAGUCUUGUGAGCCCAGAGUUUGUAGGAAAAAUUGAGAUGGAUAUGGAAUGAAAUGCAAACGCGAGUGUCCAGCAUUAAAUUUAUGCAGGUGGGGAAAGUCAGCACACACACAUCCCUACAAGCCUGGAGGAAGUGUUUUGUGGUGUCUUAGUGCGGUGCGGUCGGAGGAGGAGUAAGCCUGGCGGAGCGUAGGGAGUGAUGGAUGAGAGCCGUCCUGGUUUCAUUCCAAUAAAUGAGCGGCGUUCCACUUGGGCUUCCCUUCACAGCCCCAGCUAGUGAAACCACGAUGGAGACUGAUGGGCCUCUCACUGCUGGGUGUUAGAGGAGAGCAGAGGGGAGAGAGAGAGGAAUUACAGGGUGAGGGAAUAGGUGGGGGCAGAAAGUAAGAGAGGAGACAUGGACAAAGAAGGGAAAGGGCAGGAGGUGGGAGUAACAAAUAAUGGCAGCUAGGGAGUAAGAGGGAAGUAAGGGACAGCACAACAAAACAAGAAGAAGAAGACUAGAAGAAAAGUGAAAAGGAAGUUAAGUCAAAACAGUGAGGUGGAGGGAGGAUGAAAGAAAAAUGAGCGAUGGAAAGAGAGGGAGAGCUACAUCUCUCCAUUUCCGUCAAGCUGUCUGCACCACGGCAAGAAUAUAUAUGAAUAUACCAUGGCUGAUAUGACAUGCAGCACGCUUGACUGUGCUUUCUGAUUACGUGUUGGAUUGUGGAUCAUGCAGCAAGUGUGUGACCAUCUCAUCCUGCCAAGUCUGAUAGCGAGCAUUAACCAACCAAGAAGAUAGAAUUGCUCCAGGGGACUAAUGGGCGCUGUUAUACACAGUGUUACUUGUUGUAGCCUAAUUUUAUUCUUUUCUCCUCAUCCUGGUUUUAAUAUUGUUAUUUUAGAGCAUUUGACUCCAGUUCCUUUGUGUUGUGUUGCUGCAUCCUCUCACACUCACCUCGUCUUCUGUUUAAUUUUUAAUGUGAUGUAUUGUUUUGGUUCCUUUUGUUCCAACCUUUUUCCUCUCUCUUUUUCUUCCCAGACAUAUCCCUUCAGAGUGGCCCUGCUGCCCAGUAUGAGACCUCUCAUUGGGGCACCUCUAUGCCAGUUGACAGCCUCUCCAGUGCCAACAGCUGGGACAAAGUGAUUAUCGAUAGAAGUGACACAGAAGCUUGGCCCUCUAUCAGCCGUGGUAGUGACCCCAGCCACCCUGCAGCACAAGAAUGCCCCUUGGGCUCAACUCUCUCUAACCGAGACGCCAGUGCUGUCACUACCACCAGUUGUAGUAGUUUUCUGAGUAUGGCCACAGGUGCUGCAGGCCAGCAGGCCCACUAUCCCUCCCUUAAAGCUAACAAUAACAUGAUGACAGGACCUGGGUCAGCCAACGCAUUAGCCGGUAAUAGAGGCUGGGGCACAGAUGGGAAACAAGAUGGUGUAAAUGGGAGCCGAGUUGGAGGACCGAAUAGCUGGGGCUCUCCUAAUUUUAACUUGAACCUCAAUCCCAAUGCCAACCCAUCAGCUUGGCCUGUCCUGGGCCACGAGGGUGGUAGUGGUGGUAAUGUUGGUUCCAAUGGGAUUUCAAAUUCCCCAUCCCUCCCUCCAGGUAUUAAUGGCAAUGGAAACAUGAGCCUGGGAAGUGCAGAUAAUGGCGGAGGUGGUUGGGUCAGUAUGAUAAGUGCUAACGAAAAUGAUCAGCAACACCCCUCUACCAAUACAAGCUUGUCCUUCAAUAUGGAACCAGCUAACCUUAACACUGAUGGACCAAACCACACUAAGCAACAGCAGCAAGCUCAGGAGCCAAUGAGCCCUAUCCAUGGGAUGACCGGCUGGGGAGGCCAGUCACCCACUGAAUCAUCACAGCUUAAUGGGGACACAACAGGCAGCUCUGUAUGGGGUAGUGGAGAAACCAAGGCAGCUGACUCCCCCAAGGACUCAGGCUGGGACUCAACUCCCUCUGGAGGCCUUUCAGCCUGGGGCCGCCAAGGCAGUGGUGGUGGAAGUAGUGGAAGUGGUGGCUGGGGUGACUGGGGGAAAUCCUCUGGUGGCGGAGAUACAUCCAAAGGCUGGGACUCAGUAGAUGCUGGUAGCUCUGGGUCAGGCCAAGAGCAGCAACUUAGCUCAUGGGGUAUGCAGACUGGAACAGCCCCAGCAAGUGAGGGUAGUGGUGACAGCAGUGAAGGUCAGUCUCAGCACAAAGAUAGGUCUUCUAGCAUGGAUUUUUCCCCUGUUGUACCCCGACAGGACCUGGAUCCUAAGGUGCUCAGUAAUUCUGGUUGGGGACAGACUCCUAUCCGCCAGCACACUGUAUGGGAGAUGGAAGAAGCCAGCUCUGAUAACGGGAAGAGCAACAGCAGUUCAGACACCUUGGGAGGCCCCAGUUCUAAUGGUGGACCCUCAUCUACCAAUGGAGGCACAGUCAAUCCAAACAUUGGCCCCAAUCAAAGGCCAGGUUCUGGAGGAAGAAAUGAUAGUGAAGGAUCAUCAUCUUCGAGCUGGGGACCCCCUCCGCCUCAACAAGUCCAACCUGGAUCAGGAUGGGGGGACCCCCCACAGACUGUCAGCAAAGCCCAGAAUGGCACUACUAGUGGCUGGGGAGACACUAUGACUACCAAUGGUUCUAGAGGUGGGAACACACCAUCCUGGGGUUCUGAGGAUAAAUCACCCAGUUGGGAUGAUGGCCUGACAAAAAGUCAACCUGCUAGCUGGGGAGAGGCCCCCAAAAGUUCCCAUGGUUGGGGGAACAGUAAUGGGGUCUCCAAUGGUUCCAGCACAGGGGACUGGGGGGAAGCUGAGGUCAAGAACAAUGGAUCUUCCAGCAGCAUGUGGGAAGGAGAAGGAGGGAAUGGGGGAAGUGGUGGAUGGAAGGAAAGCCCAAGAGGGGGAAACAGAAGUGGCAGCUGGGGUAAACCUUCUCCUACAAUGAAUAAUAGCAGUUGGGGGGAAACCCCACGUUCUAACGGCCCAGUACAGGGAGGCUGGGGCUCCACAAAGCCGCAAGAAAGCAGCAGCAGCAGCACUGGCAGUGGAGGAGGUGGCAGCAUUGGUUCAUGGGGUGGUCCUGGUUCUGUGAAGCAGAGCACAUCUAGCUGGGGCAAUGCUAAUAAAGCAGACCAGAGCAUGGAGCCCACUGGCUGGGAAGAGCCCUCCCCUCCCUCCAUCCGUAGAAAGAUGGAGAUUGAUGAUGGGACAUCUACCUGGGGGGAUCCCAAUGCCUACAACAAGACUGUCAACAUGUGGGAUCGCAACAAUCCCAACAAUAACCCAAGCAACAGCGGCCCAUCCGUCACUAAGAAUGGUGGAGUGAUUAUUCCUAACAAUAACAAUAACAAUCACUCUGUUGGCCCUGGCAACAACAAUCACCAUCACACUCACCAUAUGCACCACCAUCCCCAUCAUGGCCAACCCACAACUCACCUGCAGCACCACGGAAACAACAAUGGGUCACCCAACAACGGCACCUCACACCCAGGUGUGGGCCCCCAGGGAAGACCUCCCCUUGCAAACCCAGGUAACACUUUACACAUUAUUAUGUAUUGACACAUCAAAUGUCAUUUUUAACCAGGGAUGUCGGAAAUACAGUAUGUUAAAACACCACAAGUUUGCUUUUCUAGGAGUCAGUCCCAGACCUCUGAUUAAAAAAAAGCUGAUAGUUUUUUUUUUUAAAUUGCAGACACAUAAAAUGGCCAUCUUCAUUUAAAUAAUCUUUGCUUGCAGCUAAUACUCAAUUCCAAAAAUGACCUCCUAAAAGCUUAUGUUGCCUUAAUUAUCAGGCAUAUAGUUUCAAAUAUAUUGAGUGCCUACUGAUGGUCCUGCAGCUUUAAAAAGGCUUUGUACAGCAAACCUAAAUUAGUGCAAAAGUCAGUUCAUAUAAGUCUUUGUGGAGACAAAGGCCACGCAUAUAGACAGUACAGUGUUAAACCCAACUUGCUCCUCUUCCUUUGAUGUAAAUGAGAACAUUGCCCCCUGCUGUUCCCCAUUUGCAUUGGGCUGGCCAGGAAGCAUCAUGACCACCUUCUGAUACAGCCCUGUCUUUCUAAUGAAUUCGGAAUAGCUGGAAGUUUCUCUAUGUUGUUUACUGCUGAAGAUAACCAAAGUAACCCGGGGGUGAAGAUUUUACUGCAGUGUACUUCAUUGUUUUUACAUUUGACCUCUUUCCUCCAGGUUGGGGGGAGCUCCCUAGUGUUCAACCCAAGUCAGAACCUGCUUGGGGAGAGCCAGCAGCUCCAACACCAGCUGUAGACAAUGGUACUUCUGCUUGGGGAAAGCCCCCAGGGGGAGUGGGAGGAUGGAGCGAGGGUGGCCAUGAGACCUCCGGACCCUAUGGGAGGGCCAAUGGACCGCCAAGUUCUGCACCCUGCAAGCCAGGUAACACCCAGAAAGGAAUAAAUAUGCAUUAUUGCAUGAAUUUCACAGUCAGAUCAGUUUUUACUAAUGUGGUUUAACAACACAAAGUCGCCUCGAGGAGCGUACACUGAGGUGUAAGACAGUGCUUAUCUGCUGUUUUUCACACUCACACGAAUUCCUGUUGCUUUGCUGCCUGUGACAGAAUGCAUUUAGUUGUUGGUGAGGUAAUUCUAGUACAAGACAAGCCGGCACAAUACAGAACACUACUAGCCUCUUAGGUUUUUGCAACACAGUAGAUGUUCUUUGAAAGACCAAUACUAUGUAAAAUAUUGUACAAAAUAUUGUUUUCCACUAAAGCCUGUGAACAUUACUGUCAUCUUGACACUUGAAGCAUUUGAGAAUAAGAUUGUCCGGAAUGACUGCCCAUCCUCUAAAACACUGAUUGGUGACAACUCCCUCUAUAUUUGCACAACCUCACUUAAGUCGGGAAAACAGAAAAGGAAGUUUCUUUGUGAUUUCUGAAGAGUGUUUUGUGCCGUUGGAGUAUUGCUGGGAUUAAAGCAAUUCCACGCCUCAGUACCUCUCGGUUAUUUGGACUUGGUUUGAAAUAUCAGAAAUGAGGGAGGGAGGGAGGUGAAGGGGAUAUUCAGAAAAUGCCAACAGUGACACCAAGUGGUCAGGUUGAGAAUUGCCCAGUGUUCAUCUUCUGAAAUGGCCAGUGUAUAGUUGAUGUGCAUGUAAAAAAGCGCAUAGAUGCCAGAAUACAGAGACAGAAUACCACCAAAUAUUGUAUUGCUUUCAUUUCAUUUCUAAUUUUGCUUUACUUCUUUCUUUCUCAGGCCCCAAACCUAUGCAAGAUAGCUGGGGAAAUGGAGGAGAGGAGAUGGGAAUGUCUACUGGCCAGUGGGACACUGAGGAUGGGGACAUGUGGAACAGCCCCACCUCCCAGGAGAGCAGCUCUUCUUGCAACUCUUGGGGCAAUGGACCCAAGAAAGCCCCAAUCAAGGUCAGCGGAUGAAGUCAACUUUCAUAUUUGCAGAUGUUAAUGGAGGGAUUAUUAUGAACUCAUCCACAAUCAAAUGUUUUGUCUUUUGCUUUGGUUUCCUCAGGGGAAAAUUGUUAACAAGCCAGAUGAGAUGUGGAUCAUGAAUAGACUCAUCAAACAGCUCACCGACAUGGGCUUUCCGGUAUGGAGGCAUUACACGUAGAAAAAAGUUGUGAUAAUGACACAAAACUUAAACAAAUUUUCUCUCUAGCUGAUUUUUUCGACUAGAAUUUAGGCCACCAGACUUUAAAUGCACCUUUAAAUGUGUGAUGUCGGCUGUGUGGCAGUAUUUUUCAUUAAAGUCCAAAAAAGACAUUGCAACUGAGUGCAAAACUUGUCAUGCAAAAGUUUGUAUCAAUAUCAGAUCAAUAUCAGUAUCAGCCGAUACUGAAGGCCACAAUAUUGGUAUGGUAUCGGAAGUAAAUAAAGUUGUAUUUUAACACCCCUAGUCCUACACAGGAGAAUAUGCAUGAUCAUUUCAGACAUGAACCAUAACCAAAAUGUGUACAGCCAUAUUAAACGCUUUAAAAGAGAAGACUCUGGGGUUUUCUUGCUCUCCUAACUGUAAUAAUGCUCAGUGUCCUGUUAUGUUACCUAUGUGCUGCAGAGAGACCCUGCUGAGGAGGCCUUAAAGAGCAACAACAUGAAUCUGGACCAGGCCAUGAGUAAGUAACUACUCACAUGUGUGUCCAGAGCAGGUCCUUGUGUUAAUCUAAGUGAGAUAAGAGCAUGUUAAAUGUCUAAGACAUUAACCUUACACAUGUUUGCUCAAAGGUGCACUGUUAGAGAAAAAGACAGACCUGGACAAGCGGGGCAUGGGCAUGAAUGAUUACAGCAAUGGUAUGAACAAGCCCCUGUUGUGCCGGCCCUCAGCACUCUCCAAAGACCCCUCCGACCGCAACACCUUUCUUGACAAGGUAAGACAAUGAUGUUUGUUAUUUUGUGGAUAUGUCCUAUUUCUGUUAUAAAUAAUGCUUGAUGCUUUUGCUGUUCUCUAUUCAUUGUAAACCAUUUUUUUGUCUCCGUUCCAGGAUGGUGUUCUGUCAGAUGAUGCCCCUCCAUCACCAUUUCUGCCUUCCCCCAGCCUGAAGCUCCCCCUGGCCAACAGUAGCCUUCCUGGGCAGGGCCUGGGACAGGGCAACCCGGGGCUGGCCAUGCAAAACUUGAACAACAGACAGGUAUCACGCAUUUAUGUAGCACACACAUUCAAACAAUACUUUUUACAGCCUUUCACAUAUCUACUAUUCCUAUAUCAGUUUUAGUUGAACUCCAGACUUGGGUACUUUUGUGCUGCUUAGCUAUAGAGAUUUGAUCUGCCUUAUAAACAACACAAAAGCGUUUUAGGUUUUCAAACAAACCUCAGUCGGAGGGAAUUAUAUUUUGAUCAACGGCCUCAUAACCACAAUUUAAAAAUUGAACCGGUUCAAAUGGUGUUCAAGUGUGUGACAUGAUGAGAACAGUAGAUAAACUCAAUUUGUUCUGCAUGCAUCCUGUCUCAUAUCUCCAUGAUUGCAUGUGUGACCUUGCCUCAAGUGUCCAUUGAGAUCAGAUAGUUAUGCUUGAUCAAAUAUCGACCCCCUCCCUCCUUCAGGCCUCAAAAAUCCUGCAGUAUGUCCUUGAAUUUCCAAACAAAGGCUUUUCUUUUUUUUUUUUUUUUUUUUUUUUGCACUGAAUAAAAAAGCCUCUGUACAACUAUUGAAACGUUUAGUAAAUCAGAAUACUCAAAGUUUCUCAGUUUGACAGCUUGCUCCUUUGAGCUGAUGUUUUAUAAAUGCACAGGGUUUAAAAUAAAAUUCAUCCUUGAGAGUAAAUAUUUUUUAAAAAUUAGAAAUGUUUUUGUUUGUCAGGAGGGAAAUAUUGUGUGCACUUAUAAAGCUUUAAAAGCACUUUAUCCAGUUCUGGUGCACUCCUUCAGAUAUCGAUUUAGCUCAUCAUUUGAGGACUUCACAUUUGGAGCCUCUUUGCCUUGAAUUUGAAAUAAAUGACUGCUUUUUGCGGUUCAUUGGCUCAACUCUUGAGUGUUCAAAUUUUCUGAAAUGGCUUCUUCUGACUCCUCGUUUUAGAUACCCAGUGGAAUGUUUGGCAGUAGUGGAGUAGCACAAACCCGGGCCAUGCAGCAGCAGCCUCCUCAGCCACCAGUGCCACCUCUCAGCUCCUCCCAGCCUAGUCUACGUGCUCAAGUGCCUCAGUUUCUCUCCCCUCAGGUAGACACACUCACAUGAAUGACACUGAUUUGAGAUAAAAUAAUAAAGUAAAACCUUUUGAAUUGAUUUUGCAUUUACCAGGGUGCCUUUUUUUCGCAAAAAUAUUUGUAAAGGUUUAGAUUUCUCUUCUGAUGCCACCUCCAAUUUUAUAAGUACUUAAGUCCAACUAAACUGAAUGAGGCAGGGAUUUUUUUCUUCAUCAUGUAAUGAUGCUGAUCAUAUUCCCUUAAAAUUAAACCACAAUUGUAACUACAAACAAUCUGAAAAUUUUGAAAGAGGAUUAGGGCCAUAGGAAGAGAAAAUACUAACUACAGGAGGGAGAAUUUUUUAAUUUACAUUUUGAGAUUAAAGUCGAAAUUUUAAAAAGUCCAAAUCUCAACUUUAUUCAUGUCGACUUUAAUCUCAAAAUUUCAACAUUAAUCUUGAAACUUCUUUUUUUUAAUCUAGAAAUUUCGACUUUAUUGACAUAAUUUUGAUUUUAUCUCAAAAUUUCGACUCUAAUCUCAAAAUUUUGACCUUAAUCUCCUUCCUGUAAUUAUUUUUUUUCUCUUCAUGUAGCCCUAGUACGCUUUUGUAAAAAACUCUUUACUUUAGAGGGGAAGAAGAAAUCUAUUGUGAAUUCUUCCAAAACAAAUCAGCUGUAACAGACAAAGUAUUGAUCCCAGAGAAAAGCUUAACUACUCUGGCAGACCCUUGUCCUUCUUGGAUUCAUAUAUAGUGACUAGUUCUACCUUGCUAGGAGCUGCUCUUUGCACAGUUGUUGUGAUUUGCAGUGACUAACUCUUCGUCUCUCUGCUCUGCCUUCCUAUUCUCCCCUAACCCCCCGAAGGUCCAAGCACAGCUCUUGCAGUUUGCAGCAAAAAACAUUGGUCUAAAUCCUGCACUUUUAACCUCACCAAUAAACCCUCAACAAAUGACUCUCUUGUACCAACUUCAGCAACUGCAAAUGGUGAGUUGGAGUUCCUCUUUUUCACUGUAUUUUUAGGGCAUUGUAGACUUUAAGGCGAAGUGUGUAAGAAGAUUCCGGCAUCUUUACUGGAAUGAAAAAUGAAACCAAGCUCACACUGAUAAAAUAGCAUUGAUGAAAUUUGUUCCUAUCCCUAAAAUGGAUUUAUUAUCAAGGACGUAUCUGUCUGUCUCACCUUUUUAAUCUCAGCAUGUUUUUAUUUCUCAUAACCGUGUUGUAUUUUUUAAUCUGUCUUUCAGGCGUACCAGCGUUUACAAAUCCAGCAGCAGAUGAUGCAGGCGCAACGCAAUGUUUCUGGCCCCCUUAGACAACAAGAGCAGCAAGUGAGUCAAUGGAUGUGAAGUUACAACACACAAUAAGUCUGAUCAUCAGGGGCAUCCUUUCAAAGCGUGUGACUUCCUGUGAGCCCUGACUCAAAGCACUGACAGAUAUCAUGUCUCACAUGAUGACACAGUGGAUAAGAACAUGCGUUGUCACAACAGGAGUUUCUCAAAACCUGAUAUUUCUGCAUGGGAACAGGUUACUUCUUGAGACAACAUAUUGUGAAAGGAGUUUGUUCUGCUUUAUGAAGAGAUUUGGUUCCUUCUGUAGCAGGAUAUUAAUGUCUUGCUAAAAGAGGGGACUCUUAAAAAAGAAUCGUUUGAGCUCUCAUUUUCAUUCAUCAUCCUCUUAUCCGCUUUUAUUUUCUACAUCCGUCAUACUUUGGCAAAUCAUCUGAUGAAACCUCUUAUUGCUGUCUACUGUUUUCCAAACUAAAAGACUUUAACGACAAACCCUUGUGAAACUGCUCCCCCUCUCUCCCAGGUUGCACGUACAAUCACCAACAUGCAGCAGCAGAUCCAGCAGCACCAGCGUCAGCUGUACCAGGCGCUGCUGAUGAAGCAGCAGCAACUUCCCUCUCAUUCCUCCUCCUCUUCCUCCUCCACUGGUCUACAUCCCCCCGGUGGCCCAACCGGAGGCCCUGGCUCCGGCAAAUCAACCCUGGACCCCUUCACAGGCCCACACCAGGCUCCGGGCCUCGCUGAUACUCUGCACACCAAAGAGCCACCGUCUUCGCCCAACGCCUACAGCACCUACCCUCUCUGUGAGUGCAGACAUGAAGUCUUGGAGUGAUUUGUGAAUUUCACAUGUUUUUUUUUCCAUGUCCAAACUUCAAAACUUAUUUUCUUCAGCUCUUGUCCUCAUGAAGAUGUCAGAUGAUGUAUUACUCAUAAAUAAAUCAACAACAGAUUGACAUUUUCUGAUUUAAAAUGUUUGUAGUAAUCCUGAUUUGUGGGCUGUGUAAUAAUAUCAUUUAACUCUAUAAGUGAGAGAUAUUGCCAGUGUAUUUAUGAGGUAUAUGUGUGUGUUUGUGCGCAGCUGGACUGAAUCCAAACAUGAAUGUAAACUGCAUGGAGGUUGGGGGUCUGUCCCUGAAGGAGCCCCCUCAGCCCCAAUCCCGCCUGUCCCAGUGGACACACUCCAACUCCAUGGACAGCCUCUCCGGCAACUCCUCAAACAUGGAGAACAACCUCAAUAAGCACGGUGCGUGUAAGAAGACAGCACACACGCAUAGAAUCAUAUAAACCUGAUUUCUAACCCUCCUCACACGACCGUCUUUAGCAGCAGAAGAGAUCACACCCUCGCACCUUUAAACUUGUGUGAAACUCUGUUGACACCAGCUUACUGUCAGUUGCAAUUCAUAUCCCAACACUCGAGGUGUCAUCAGUCAUUUUUCUGCGUAAAUGUUUCUUGUUUCUUUUUUCUUCUUUCACACCCUCUGACACAGACACAUCUCACAGCCAAGAUGAGAAAAACUAACACGCUGGGUAACAGAUCUGACAGCGGUCGGUUUGUCGAUCGGUCUGUCGCUCUCUUGUUGACUGAGAGAAACGAACUAUAAUCAGCUUUCUGAGACAUGUUGCCUUUUACACACUGUUUGUUUUGACACUUGAGAUAUCACCAUUUGAUCACCAUUCGGGGCUUUCUUUUGCACAUUCUAUCAAAGAGAAUAAUCAAACUAGUCACAAACUCUUCUCUGUAGUUUUCAAACGUCGUGUGCCCUCAUCAUAAAUUUAACAGAUCGACUUCUUUCCUUUGUGGACUCCAGGUGCCAUAUCUGCUGCCUCUACCCUGGGCCCACCUGGGAAGCCCCCCCAGCUGGAGGACUCAUACAGCCCUUACAAUCUAAUGUCCACGUCUGAGUCCCCCACUAGCCCUCUGGUGCCCCCUGACAGCUGGGGCCAGGGAAAGAGCCCCAGUGAGAAGAUGACCAAUGGGACCAACAUUAACUGGCCCCCAGGUAAGGAGAAAAAAUGACCUGGGAACAUAACAUUAAGAACAAGUUUACACUGAAAAGAGGAACUGUUAACUUUUCUGCAGCUGUUGCAUCAUUUGUAGGAUGAGGAAAUGUGCGGCACACAGGUUUAGGGCUGAGCAGUACGGCGUCAAAUCAAUAUCACGAUAUAUUGAGCAGUUCACCUCAAUAACGAUUAAUCACCCCCUCCCACAUUAACUUUGUCUACUUCAGCCGCCACAACUUUUAAACAGUCCUCCAUCUCCUCACCUGUCUUUCCCUCUUUGUUAGGGACUGGAUGGGGUGGAGUCACGUCUCUGAUGUAGGACAGCGUCUUAAAAGGACGUGAAACCAUAGCCUACCUAUACACAAUCCAAAACCAACUUAUUUUGGUUUAUUUUUUUGACACUGAAUAUACCGAUAUGGGCAAAAUGAUGUCGGUUAUUGUCAUAAAUUUCAGUAGCUGUAAAUUUUCAGUUUAUCGCCCAGCCCUAUGUGCUUCCAAUCUGAAUCAAUAAUGCACUCAAAUGAUUCCAGGUAGCCCCAUGUUUGAGCAGUGAGAUUCAAAAAUGCACUCUGCAUUUUGAGAAGGUUGCAGGGUUUCUUAAAAGAGUGUAACAUAGAGUCUGUUUAGUUUUAUCUCACAGCAGUAUGAGAGAAAUGUGUUAGAAACAAUAUCCACUAGCAGAACGCUACAAAAGGUUUCACAUCCAAAACCAACUUUAGUUUAUUUUUUUGACACCGAAUAUAUUGACACAAAUGAUGUCAGUUAUUGUCAUAAAUUUUGGUAUCAGUGAAUUUUUGGUUCAUCACCCAGCCCUACACAGGCUUUUCAGAGUCGUGAAAGGCUUCAUGUGCCUUUAGCUCUGAUCUUGUAUUUAGAUUUCUUCAUGAAGAACUUUUUGUGACCCCGCAGAGUUCUGCCCGGGCGUGCCAUGGAAGGGCCUCCAGAACAUUGACCCUGAGAAUGACCCCAACAUGACCCCUGGCAGCGUCCCCAGCGGUCCCACUAUCAACACCAACAUCCAUGACGUCAACCGCUAUCUGCUGCGUGACAGGAAUGGAGGUAGGAACAGAGACAAGGUCCUACUCAUUGAAACACCACCAGCACCUUAAAACCAGAAUCAAGCUCGAAGUUAGACUUACAAAAACCACAUGUGACUGUCUUGACGUCAACACACCCCCUCAUAUCAUGUGCUUGUACUGAUGCAUACAUGUUUUUUUUGUUGUUGUUUUUCCUGUCUCUGGUCAACACACCGUCACAUUAGCCACUUCCCCAGCUCCUCCACUUCCGAAUGUGUCUCUACCUCCAACCAGCAGGGACUGGCCAGUCAGGGGCUACAGUAGCUCUUUCAGUCUGUCAUCCUCUGAUGGAGACAGCUCAGGUACACAUUCAGAGAUCUCCCCCCUCCGUGUGCUGACCUCAACAUCUCCUCAUCCAAUUAAGAGCCCUGAUUAAACACUAUCCUUACUCUUUACUUUUCCUAAACCCUACCUGACCCCCUGACCUGUAUUCAUCACCCCUCCUCACAAAGCUGCACUGAAACCUGCCCUCAGUACCUUUUAGACAACACCUCUAAUUCUUGUAAAUGUGACUUUUAAUCUUCUGUGACUCCUGAAACCAAACCACAAAAAGAAGCGGGCCUCACCCUGGCUGCUCAUGACACCAGUACACACCCUGUCUUAGUUAGUGAACUCGGCUUUGUAGAGAUGUAGUUUGAGAUGUUUUUGUGCUUUUGCAAGUUUCAAAAGGAGCAAUAACAAGUCCAGGAUAGCGAAAUAUGACAGAGAAACUUAAAUGUUCAAACAGAAAGGAUUUUUUGUCGUAGUUUUCAUGAUUUCUACUAUUUUUAAUCUAUUUUAACAUUUGUUUGGAUUCUCAUUUAGGUCACUUUCAUGCCUGAAAGUUACCUAAAGGGGACUAGAAUGAAUUCCUCAUUUAAAGUCUGCUGUGGUUAGAUAAAAAAAACAAUACAAUGUCCUAGAAAUGUUUCCAUUUUCACCCCCCCAAUCCUCUGUCUUUGUAAAGGUAAACUCUCUGACAUGAAGUCCACCUGGUCCCCAGGGCCCAUCUCCCAGAGCCAAGCCUCUCUGUCGCACGAGCUGUGGAAAGUCCCCCAGGGGCCUCGCAGCACUACAGCCCCUUCACGUCCCCCACCAGGCCUCACCAACAACAAGCCUGCAUCAACCUGGGGGGGAAACUCACUGGGCCUGGGUCAAGGCUGGAGCGGCUCUUAUUCCUCUGGUGAGAGUUUGUCUUCGAAACCACAAUGAAGUCCUUUAUUUGGUACCAGGAGUUUCUAACCUGACCUGAAUCGAACUCUGUGAAAAACUCAGAUAAAGCACAUCUAGAAUUCACACAAGAAAUGUUGCUGCCUAAAAAAAGUUUUGAAAAAGUGUUAUUUAUAUCAUAACUGAUUGUUCAAAUCUGACAUUUCCCUUUGCCUCACACUGUCACACCAGUCGGACUGAAGAUGUGUAGGUGUGGCGAAGUUCACAGCUACCACUGCGUGCUAAACAGCACUCAGAAUGUGUAGAGCGAGUGAACACCCCACCUGCUAAACCGACAUCCUGAGGUUUACCGGCUCAGCAAGAAGCCCAAUUUAAACACUUUACGUGACCUCAUUUACUGUGUUUGAGCCUCUCAGAAACAGAGGACUACUUUUAGCCGUAUGAACAGAAAACAGGUUCAAGUCAGUGAAAAGCAUCACGUUUCUACUGUUGUUUUGUAGAAGAACUCUGGGAACUUCAGCUCAGAGCUUCCUUUUAGUGUGUUGAAAGAAAGCUGCGUUGUUAAAAGCUUCCCUUUGAGUGUUUCAUCAGAAGAGUUCUUAAUUUUACAACAUUUCUGUUCUCAUUUUUCAAAGUUGAGAGUUAAUACGACCGUAUUUCCAUUUCUGUUUCAGAGGGAACUACCUGGAGUACCGACUCCAACAGGACCAGCAGCUGGCUGGUUCUGAGGAAUCUGACCCCACAAGUAUGUACUCAAAACUGCUCAUUUCUGAUCGAUAGAUGUUUGUAGAUAUUAUGAAUACAAAAAUAGAUUGCUAAAUGUUUUUUGUUUUUUUUUCCUAUGUGCUCUAGAUUGAUGGCUCGACUCUGCGGACCCUGUGCAUGCAGCACGGCCCCCUAAUCACAUUCCACCUCAACCUGACCCAGGGGAACGCCGUGGUGCGCUACAGUUCCAAGGACGAGGCCGCGAAGGCCCAAAAGUCUCUGCACAUGUAAGUCUGAAACAUCAGCAAUAAAACAGUCUCCUGUGUUAGAAUAAAGCUGAAUGAAUGUGGGUAAAGUUUUCUCACUAAUUGGUGUUUUCCCACGCUGAAAUCAGUUCAACUUUUCGUCUGAGCGUAGGAGACGUUAUUUUUGAAUUUGGGAAGUCACAUGGCAGAGGAGGUGGGGGGGUCACGCUGAAGUCAUCCGCGUUGAAAUCUCUGAGUUGUUGUCACAAUCAGAGAAAAACAAACAGCAUCCUGGGGCCUCAUCGGAUGUGUUUAUCUCUAAGUCAUUUAGAUUUGUCCUUAUUCUUGCUUCACUAAUGGUGGCAGCCCCUGCAGCUGGUUGUCAUGGAAACUAAAGGCAUGAUGUGUGACCCACUUUUCAUUUCCACAGACUGUGGUAACGGGAAAGCAGAAAAUAGGGGAAUUAGUAUGGCUGAGCGUUUAAAGAUCUCUUGUGUUUUCGAUCGUCUUUAAAAAAUCCUCAAGUUUCAGUUCCUCGUUUCUGCUUCAUUAGUUUUUUGUCCAAACGUCUGAUUUUGUCUUUUGUCCCUCUGAAAGGUGUGUGCUUGGAAAUACCACCAUCUUGGCAGAGUUUGCUGGCGAGGAGGAGGUGAACCGCUUCUUUGCACAAGGCCAGUCACUAGGGGCGAACACCACUAGCUGGCAGGCCAACCAGGGAACCAAUCAGAACCGGAUGGGUGGGACGGCACAGACCCACUCUAUUGGCCAGUGGAGCAGCAAUGUUGGCGGAGGCAAAGCCAGCGGCGGCGACCUGCUGUGGGGCGGCGUACCCCAGUACUCCAGCUUGUGGGGGCCACCCAACGGAGAAGACGCCCGCGUGAUCGGGAGCCCCACCCCCAUUAACACCCUGCUGCCUGGAGACCUGCUGAGUGGGGAGUCGAUGUAGGGCGAUGCCACGAUACACUAACCAUUCAGACCACCACCACCACUAUGUCAUGUAAGCCAUUGGUGGAGGUUGGCGGUUGGAGAAAAUACGAAAAAAAAAAAAAAAUUCAAUAUGAACAGGAGCAAAACCCAAGCAAAUCAUGUGGCGAUAAUCAGUAUCAAUUAAACUUGUUUUGAACUGUGAAUCGAGAAUCAGAAGGACAGGGUCCAAACCACACAGACUGUAGACCUCCACUCCUUCUGUCCUUUGUCUCGUUUUUGUUUAGUUUACUUUUUAGGGGAAAAAAAAAAAAAGCUUCUUCUUUUUUUUUCUUUGGUAUUCUUAAAAUGCAUCAUAUAGAACUGAAACUGAAAUGAGACACCACGCAAAGAAACCUUUUAAGUGUUUUUUAGUUUUUAGUUUUUUUCCGUAAGUACACAUGACAUUCUGUGUGAAGUGUUUUCAAGAGAAGCAAUCAAAGCUGCCAUCUGAGACUUUCCUUUUCCCUCCAAAAAAAAAGAAGAAAGAAAAUCAUCCCAAAAUAAGACUUAAAACUACCAUUCCCAGCAUGUCCAUGGCCAAUGACGUGGUUCAAAGACCUUUACUAGUUAUUUUAAUGUUUGUUUCUUAGCACUAAUAUUAGCCUUAAGUGCUCUCUGGCCCAGGUCCUUCCCAAGCCGCCUUUUUAGGUUUGUUUUGUAACUGAAGAAAUAGCUGAAAUCUUGCACAGUUUCACCUCUGAGCCAGUGAGUGGUACAGGGCAUGACUGGUGACCCGCUCUGUCACUGGGCAGUAAGAAGGCCUGGCCACCUGACUUGGCCCACCAAUCAUCAGCUUGAUUACUUUAUCUCGUUUUUUUUUUCUCAAAGGGAUCGACACAGCUCUCAAAUGUCCUUAUUUUGUAGGUCUAGAACCAAGCGCUUUUUAAAAAAAAAAAUAUCUAUCGCAACAUAUAAGCUGAGAGAAGAUUAUUUGAUAACCUCGUGGCGUGUCUCCGCACGUCAGUGUAUGUUCAGUGGCACCUAAUCAUUGACGUCUGCAAGCCUGCAUCAUAAUGGUCACCUUCAAUUGGAACCCAGUCGAUAACUGGUGCUUUGUUGAAUUUUUUUAUUGUCGUUUAUUUUUUUGUCGUGAAGCCCAGCAGUCUGCACGGGCAGCCAGUUUUCAGAGGAAAAUAAAAACCGAUCGCAAUUUCAUCAUCAUGUGACAGUAACAUUGUGCAAUAUACACCAUAGACUUUUCUCCCGUCCAUACUCCGUGCCCUGGCGCUGGUUUCUCUUUUGUUUGUUUUUUGUUGAUUGUUGCUGGAUGCAGCAAAAGACCUUGGAACUUCAAAAAGAAAAAAAAAAAACACCCUACCCCCUUUUUUUCAAAACUUGGAUUCCCCCCCCCCAGUUCUGCCAGUCCCCUUCCCCUCUUCCCCCCCUGAAGCUGUUGUGGAAAACUCUGCAAAGAGGAAGCAGCAGCUGUUGAACUGUGCAUGCAACAAACUGGACUGAAGAGUGACACUGAGUUGAGUACACAAUAAUGCACACUUCCUCUCUGCACGCCACAGCAGCCACACCCAACAGAGACUGAAUCCACAGCGGGGUCGGACGGCUCUGGGCAUCUGGCACAAUACCAAAUAAGAGGGGUUUUCUCCUAAUGCAGUAGACCUACGAGUGUUCCUUGCGUUUGGUACUGUACAAACAGAAGAGACUAAGACUUUUAUAAAUUCUAAGGGUUUUAUCAUAGCACUUAUGAAGAGCAAACUGCUUCAACUGCAAUCCAAUAAAUCAAGACGAGAGCAGCAGAAACCUUGAAAACAAACAAACAAACAAAAAAAAAGUACUGCUCUCUUAUGUACUAUAUCUUUUCCUUGUAAAUGUGUCUGACGUCGUUCCUCUGGUAGCAGGAUGAAGGGAAAGGAAAACUGAAACGUACCGCUGGACUUUGGGGAAAAACAAAAAAAACUGCAGUCUCUGAUUCUUCUUUUUGAACAAUAUCAAAGUGAAUAUCACUGUUACUCCAAAUGUUUCGCCUUGUUCUGCUCAGAGGCACCAGACAUGCAACGUCAGCUGUCUCUGACAUCACUGGCCAGCCAGUGGGAGUGGGGCGAGGGAGAGGGAGCGUCCACUGAGUGCCUCUCUGCUGUGGUCCUCUGUGCGUCGAGUGGUAGCCCCCCCCACCUACAACGCAGCACUUCCUUCGGGGCUCCACUUGACCCCCUCCUUCGGUCUCACAAGGGGAAAAAAAAAAAAAAAAAAGCGGCACCACAAAGACUGGCCAAUCACGGCUCUCCGCCACAUGAAGCAUCUCCAAUGGAGAGGGGGGCCGCCACCGCUCGACUUUGCCGUCGAUCCCGACCUCCUCCCCAUCUCUCAGUUCUUUGACACAAAGAUCACUUUAGCUGGAAGAUGUUAUAGUCAUAUUUCUGGAAUUUUUGCCAGUGUACUUUUUAUUUUUUGACUUCUUUUAUUUUUUUUUUUGAAAUGUGUUAUUUUGUUAUUUUUGUCGACAUGCAGUGGUCUAUGAAAUACUGGCUGCUGAACUAGCCCUUCACUGUUCAUAUGCAGAAACACUUUAGGUCGAGGUGCCUCUGUAUGUUUAUCCUGUGUAUUGAAUGCAAAACGAGGAUCAAUACUACAGAGAGUUAUUGAUUGUCUAUUUGUUCUGAACUGAUCAUGCUUUUGUGUUUGACAGUGUUCUGUAGUACUUCCAGGUUGUAUCUUGAGAUGUGUAAAAAUAGGGUGUCUCAGACGGGGGGUGUGGGUGUUUGCUGUCCAAGCUGCUCCGCCUGCCCGCAGGCUGUCCCCCCCCUUAUCCUUUUGCCUAGCUGCUACGCUAUGUCAUCCCCUCCUCUUCCUCCUCCUCAUCCUCCUUCUCUCCACCUCAAAACCAGACCCAGUAGCCCUUCCCCUAACCAGGCACCAACAGGCCCUCCUAUCUGUUUCUAUGCAAAAGACUAGAGGCUGGGGCCCUUUACAGCACGCCAAGCCUGACCUGGAAACAAGCACUUCCUCCCAGAGCUUGGCGAACCCCUAAACAUUUGUCCCCCCCGUGCUUUUCUGUCAGCACUUCAGAACGGCCGCCACGUUUGUCUCACUGGGCUAAGCCGCCAGAACACUGUCAUAUACUCAAGUUGAACACUUUAUCAUAGAUCGGCCUUUUUUCUCUGUGCUGAAGACACUUCUGUCCAGCUCGAUCUCAGGGUAGGAGAGUUGGUGAUACCAAGUAGGAGAUGCAGCUCUCUGUAUCUGUCCUUUUACUGUGAGAGCAAAGUCUUAAAUUCUAAGGCGACAAUAUGUUCAGACCUCACGCCUCCAACUGAAUCCUACUUGGACAGGAGGUGGCUUUAAUCGAUUACUUUCUGAGAGGCGGCCUGUCCUAAUUGGAGACUUCUUAAUGUGUAAAAAAGAUGCCAAGGUAUUGUGCCAAUGUAAAUUAAUGGAGUCAUACUGUAUCUGUAUAGAGAGCACUUCUUUUACCUGAUCGGAGGAGGUUUGAUAAACUUUGCAGAGGGUGCAGCAGGGGGACAGGAGGGAUCAAACACAUGGGCAGCAGCAGCGUCACACCCUUAAACCUCUGAGAUUUUUUUAUGCUUUUGUGGGGAAUACCCCACGCUAAGGAGAAAAUCUUUACUCAGUUGGGGGUUCCAGUUUGCUACAGUGCACAGUUAAUGAUGGGUAAUCCCGGGUACAUAUUUUUUUAAAACCAAAAAUGAAAUUGCAUUUUAACGUCAUUUUUAUGAAGUUUGACAUAAAAUUCUUAAAAAUGCUUAAAAAAUCUAAAUGAAAAAAAAAAAAGUCUAUAAUAUGUUAAAGCUCUGCACUUCUAGCUGAAACGUCUCUGGUCAUCAGUUCCUACUACCACCAUCUAAAGGAGUAGACUGGUGGCCGGGGUGCCUUUUUGUGGAUGCUGUAUUUAUCUUUAUGUUGUUUGUGCCCUGCUCAAAGCGGGCCCACUGAACUGUACAUUUCCACAGACCCAGAUGGCUUGGGCCCACUGUAUCAGCCUCACUAUCCUCACCCUGCAUCAGCGGGGAAGGGAGGGACACAUUUCAAAGAGGUACAAAGUCUUAAAACAUUUUACAAAAAGAUUUUAAAAAUUCUUAAAAAAAGAAGAAGAAGAACAAGAAAACGGGAAAAGGCUACCUUUCAGGACUUCACAGUCCUGCAGCACACAAGCAAAAAUCACUAUUGCCUGUUUCUGUAACUGCCUUGAUCCAAGCUCAGACAGACCCAAUAGCCGAGGACCUCCCAGCAUCCUGUACUAACUGGAGAACCCUGACAGUGAAGGGGGUUUCCCAUGCUGCACCAGCAUCGAGAGGCUCUCCUCUCUACAGCUCUGUUCUAGAUAGCAGUAUAUAUGUAUACACUACAUAUGUAUAUACUGUGAGUAUGGUGUGUGGUAUCACCUCUUCAGACUUCUUGGAUCGUAACCUCUGACACUUUUCAUUUUGGUUUGAAAGGUCUUAGUUUCAUACAACUGAAUAAUGAGCAAUAUGUAUUUCCCCUGCAAAUAAGUGGUAGGAAGGAAAGAAUUGGGGUCGGGUAUAAACUGAUACUUGAUUGACUGAAAGCUGCGUCUUUCUUACACGGAGAUGGAUACGCACGUUCUGGUUUUGACGACAUAUUACAGUACUUUGAAGUGCUUGUACUGUACAUAUGUGUAUUUGUUUGUUGAUUAGCCUGUCUAAAAGCCCAUACCAAGCAGUCGAUAAAAAAGAAUCACAAACAUAUCAAAACAAAACAAAAUAUUGAACACAAAUACUUGAAUCAUGGAGCGCCAAUAACGUAAUGUGAAGUCAAAUUCUUUAUUUUUUUUCUUUAUUUUUUGUUCUAUCCAUCUGACAGGUACACUUAGGGGCUUUUAGAGAAUAUUAAAAAUGUAUUGAAUUAAGUUACAAAUACAAAAUGUUUGAAAAAAAAUGCAAAAGUCAUCUUAGAUGUGUGCUUGAAAGUCAGAUGUUUGUAUGAAUGUGUGCGCAAGAAACUGUUUGUGUAUCAGGCACACGGCCUGCUGUUCUGUUCCACUCAGUAUGUUCUUUUUUUUUUUUGUCUGUUUUUAUCUUCUAUGAUUUUUGUUGUUCUGUCAAAAAGUAUUCUGAUAGACAUUGUUAUUAUCUUCUAACGUUGCACUGAGUGUCUUCUACCCCUCGCUCAGCUAAUCGUAGAGAAACGAGUCUAAGUACGGAGGGGAGAUGGUGACAAUUCAUGUGUACAUGUUUACUCAAGGACUUAAUGGAUUUUUUUCAUUCUAUCUGUAAAAAGUUUAUCUACCUUAUAGUGGCUUUUAUUGUGGAAUAAUCCAUUACAAGGAUUAUCAUUGAGUAUUGCACCAUUUUGUUCCAAUGAUUAAAAAAAAUAUGGAAAAAAAAAUUUAAAAAGAGAAAAAAAAAAGAAAAAAAUUCAAUAAAAAAUAAAAAUGUUUAAAAAAAAAAAAACAUACAAAGAACUGUGGCCAUAGCUAGCUGUAGGAGGACUAGUAAUCCCUAUGUUAACUUCAUGGACAAAUGGAAAGGGAUAAAGUGUGGGAUGUGAGUUUGUUACAAGACUCAUUUCAGAGGUGCCUAUCUUUUUUCUGUUUUUGUUUUUUUGUUUUGUUUUUGCAAAAGCCACCCGUCGUUUACAAGCAUUUCCUUUGUCUGAAGUUCGAGAAACUAGGAUAGAAAUUUCAAACAGGAAUGUUGUGAGAAAACAAGAAAAAAAGGACAAAUUUCAUCCUCCAUCUGAUAAUGGAUGUGAAAAUCCUGCAAAAUGAAGAUUUAUGCUACUUUAAGAACUCUGGGAUUGAUCAGUGUUGUCAUAUUUCAAAAUUUAAUUUCUCUUUCAAGUGUGGAUAGACUAUCUCUGUAUGUUUUUAGUCGUGAUUAUAUGUUUUUCUGUAAGCAAAGCAGUUUGCUCACUAUCUUGCACACUCAUAAAAAGAUGUGGAUUUUGUCUCAGGAAGGCCAGGGUUCCAGAUACCAACUUCAUCAUUUCUAGACUUAAUGUUUUUGUGAAUAAGUAAAAAAAAAAAAAAGCUGAAAAUAAUGAAACUCCCAGCAAGCACUGAAGGUUCUGAUUUCAACAGAAUAUAGAGUACCAUUGUUUCUUUUAAACAACUACAACAAAUGUUCGUAGCAAGUUAUAUAUUUACCAAAUAAGACUGAGAAUCAACUUUUAAAAAAGUGGAGUGCUUUACAUGUGAAAUCUAAGUAGAAAUUGCUUUACAUUUAAACAAUGAUCAAUGGUUUUGAUUGUCGAGAAGACAGUGACAGAAAAUGCAUUUGUAUGUUUGACUUUUGUGUCUUUUAAGUUUCCAUCCUGAAGUCCAGGAGCAUUGUGCAACAAGUCUGUUUUUAAUCAUCUCUCCUGUCUGUGAACGCAUCUGUUCCCGGGACAGGUUUUUUUCAAAGGUUGAGAGAUUUCUUAACAUGUUACAGAUGGUUUUCAGAGGAGGCAUAUUGAAGUGGAGUAAAGCCGGUUUUUAAAAGGAUCAUGAUCUAUGCACAAGUGGGAGGGAAGAGUCCAAACCCAGCUGUUGUACUGCAGGUGUUUGCUGACUCACACUCUGGGGUUCAGGGUUCGAUGUAGGGUUGUUCUUUUUGUCCCUUGCUCCACUUUCCUCCGCUCUUUUACCUCCCCCCACCCACCCAUCCGACCCUCCCUGUUCUCAUCACUUUCUAAUGUUUUAGCAAAACUUUGCAUCGCGUCGCCAUGCUGUGUAAUCUUUAACCAAUGAGCGCUUAUCCUUCUGCUAAAGCACUGUGGGUUGUACUGAAAAAAAAAGCCCUCGAGUUUUACGGCUGUCUGUUUUUUGAAAGGGAGGAGGGAGGGAGGGUGGGGGGGAUGGGGGUACUUUGCCUUUGCCUUUCUCUUUACUUUAAAAAAAAAACAUUAAGGAAAAAUGUCUGUAACUGAAAUACAAAGUUGUGGCUUUUAAUGUUGUUCUUUUUUUCUCCUCAUAGAAUGUGAUUGUUAAGGACAUGCACCGGAAAAAAAUGUUUCCAUUGAUUAUGGAGCUUCUUUUCGGACUAUAUUAAUAAAUUACAAAUUUUCUUGGCUGUUAC
Molecule: messenger RNA, 53336 nt
Organism: Xyrichtys novacula (pearly razorfish)
Lineage: Eukaryota; Metazoa; Chordata; Actinopteri; Labriformes; Labridae
Source: the annotation of a GenBank genome assembly